GACGCUAUUGGCUGCUUCACACCGGGGUGCUUGUUUUUGUUGUGAAGCAGGAAGCUGUGUUUCAAAAUUGGGCGUGUGGAGCAGCGUUAACAGAGUAAUAAAUGUACCUUUUAUUCAUUCGACGCUUCAGAGCACGACCUAACCUACAGACCUGAUACUCCUCUACAAAUACCCUCUUUCUCAUAGGAAAAACCACACUCGUAAGUAUCUACUGGUGAUAGUUUUCUUUGUUUCAUUCUCUUGCAGCAGGUCAGAGGGAAACUUGUCGAGACAAGUAUUGAAAUAAAGAAAAGUGUGUCAGACAACCUGAAGAGAGAGAUCAGGUUAGAGGGUAGUUUCUAACUGAGUUAAAUUUAGCUUUGACUAACAGUAUUUUCAUUCACUUUCACAUUCAGUGACAGACUAUAGCUCCAAAGAAGUGCUCACAACAUUAAGUUGCUGUUUUUCUGAAGAAAUUGAACGACCUCAGUGAAAUUAACCAGGUUAGUCAACUAUAAAUGAAUAUUGAAGAUUUUUCUGAUGUACACUAUGUAAAAAAAGUAGCAUUCACUAUAUGAAUUAUCACUGUUUUGUUGUGUUGUUUUACUUCUAAAAGGUGACCAUGAACAGCUGUUGAUCUCUUUUGUUUUCACUUGUAGAGAUUUUCAAGUUCCUUAUUUCUGUAAUAAUGAAACCAAGCUACAGGUUCACUGAUUCGCUGAAUUAACAAGAUAUAUUUCUCGGAAUUAAAAGAUGUAUUUUUACUUUGUAAAAUCUGUCCUGUAUUUGUGAUUAAUUCAUUAUCAGGCGAACAAAAAUAUGAACGAAGACAUCUCUAAUUUUGUAAAUCAAUAUAUAAUUUAUCUCAUCUAUUUACCACAAUUAUAUAAUAAGGUCAUUUUUGUUACUAAAAAAUCACCCUGUUUUUCUGAGUCAAUGAGAUAAUUAUCUCAGAGUUAGGUUGAAAAAAAAAUCUGAAUAAAAAAGGUCUCUACUUAUCAAAAUUUAUGAGUAUCUAUCUUGUUCAUUAGAAAAACAGAGAAGCUUUUUUUUUCCUGUAAGUGAAUGUAAAACACUUCUGCGGUAAUUUCAUGGAAUUAAAAUAAUCUUAAAUUAGAGAAAUAAUUGCAAACUAAAGGUAAAUCGAGAAAAAAAAUCGGUCUUUCAGGAGCUAUUAAAAUUGUAAGAUAUUAAAAAAGGAAUUUAAAAGUGUAAUUUUUUAAUAUUGGUUUUAGUGCCCCCCAUGGACAACCCAAUACUUACUAUCCCCUGACUUUUAGCAGUAAACUAUUUCUCAAAUUACUGAUUACUAAAUCUAAAAAUCUAAAUGUUAAAAAGAUGAUUAACCUUAAUGUUGAUGGACUUGUUUGCUUUUGUGGCUCAUAUGGAGGCAAUGGUAUACAUUUCAGUCUACCCAUGUGCAGGUUAAAAAAUGCUUAUAGGAGCUUUAAUAAGGAUCAACAUAAGGAGAGAGGACUUAAAGGAAAUCAUAGACAAGAAUGGACAGAGUCUGCCUCCUCUCUGGGUGAAGCCACUCUGAGAACAGCACCCUCUGUUGAUGGGCUGCAGUAUAGGUCAUAAAUCCCGCCUCCGCCAGCAAAGCUUAUGGUGCUGUGGACAAACUUAAAGCGUCAUCACAGUGACUCUCGGCGACUGCGCGGCCGAAUGUGUGCAUUGCUACUGCGCAGCGCUGGUUUUAGGAAAUGAAGAAAUAUCCCGGAAAUACCGAGAGCUUUUUGGCUUCAAAUCCGUAUACAGGCGGAAGGCGGAACCAAGUUGUCCAUAGUAUAUACAGUCUAUAAAGGAAAUAUACAGUUUUGAACUCUGGAUGUUAUUCUUUCAUGAUCAUGUCCUCCAGUUCCUCUUCGACCUGGGCUCCUUAGAUAAGGGAACUGAACAAGCAGAACUGUGCAGGAACAUUACAGACAAGACAAAAGUUUUGGCAUUUAUCAUAUGACAUUUACAUGAAUCAAACUUCCCUGUAUUUUGUCCUUUUAUUUGCAGUGUAGGUAGCAGCUGCACGGUCAACGUGUCAUGCAAAGAUGGCUUUGGAGGAAAGGGCGAGGAGCUGUUUGCUGCGCCAUCGCCACAGGCUGGAGCAGGACAUCAAGGCCCCUUACCUGAUGGACCACAUGAUCAGUGAUGAUGUGCUGACUAUGGAGGAGGAGGAGAGGAUCCUGGUUAAGGUAAGCAUGUGCUGAAAUGGUAGAAUAAGGAGGAAAAUCAUAGAUAAUUUCAUAUGAAAAUCUUCAAAUAAGCAGCUUUGGAACAGAUAUUAUCAACUCCAAAUCUAAUAUCUAAUCCUUCUUUUUCCCUGAAGCCUAACAGGAAGGAUCAGGCUGCUGCCUUACUGGAGCUACUGCUGAGAAAGGACAACCGUGCCUACAUCUCCUUCUAUAACGCGCUGGUCAAAGAAGCCUAUGAUGAUCUGGCCAAUCUUCUUCAUGGAGACCUCCCGCAAACAUCAUGCAAUCAACAACUCAACGGCUCCACUGAUUGCUUCUCAUCUUAUGGUGAGAAGUGGAAGCUGAGUUUAAGCAUUAAAUGUAGUUGGUAAGUUUUGGAUGACAUGUUGGAGUUUGACGAUAAUUUGAUCUGUGUUGAUCUCUCCGUUUUGUCAAACAGUGCAGACAGUUCUCAGUGAGGGUGGCGUCCCCCAGAGGCCUGUGGUGUUUGUCAGCAGACCAGAGCUUGUGAACCGAGUCAGGGAGAAACUCUACCGGCUGCAGAAAGAAGCCGGCUGGGUCACUAUCUUUGGCAUGGCUGGUUCAGGCAAAUCUGUCCUGGCUGCUGAGGCCGUCAGACACCACGGACUCAUUGAAGGUGAAUCAUCUUUGACUGAUUGACCCUACUCAGUGCAGAAUCAUCACUUUACCUUCUCCUGUUCCUCGUCUCUCAUCUUCUUGCAGAAUGCUUCCCAGGAGGGAUCCACUGGCUGUCCAUUGGUAAGCUGGACAAACCUGAUCUGCUGGGGAAGAUCCAGUCCUUAUGUUUCCGUCUGGAGCAGAGCCUGGAUUCUCAGUCUCUCCACCGGCCCCCUAACUCUCUGGAUGAAGCCAAGGAGCGCCUGCGCUUUCUUGUGUUGCGCAAAUAUCCCAGGUAAGUUCAUGUUGACAUACAUGCAACCUGUCGUGUGCUUUUUGGAAGUUGUUCAAAUACUGUUGUUUGUUUGCAAAACCGCAAUGUAGGACACAUGGGCUUGUUGUUUCUAGUUGGAUAAAUACAUCACACAUAACUAUUAAGAGAAAUGUAAGCAAUUAAAGCUUCUUGAUUAAAUUACUUUCUUCAUAGUUUGAGUGGAAUAAAAAGAUAAAUUCAAACAGAAAAAAGGAUAAUUGAAGUAAGGAGGUGGGUAAAACUUGAAAAAGGGAGAUCUGUUAAAGUAUCAUGGAGAGGAGAAGGGUCUGAAUCUUGUCUAUUAACAGGGGUCUAAAAAAUUUUAAAAUGUUGACGACACAGACAUAACGAAACACGGUGAUAUCAUUAUAUUACCAAAUGUCAUCAAUAACUAAUCGACUGAUAUUAAAAGCUUCUCUGUGUAUACACCACAAAAAAAGAUGGAUCUUUAACAGAAUCCUGCCUACCCCACCUUAAAGAGUUUAAAAGACUUGUGUGUCUUCUGCCAUAACUCUAACCAUUGGAGUUACUGCUUGUAUUGUUGCCUCACCUGCUUGAAUUGGGAUGAUGCACUUGAUCACUUCCUUAGUUUUUUAAAGUGUGUGAAAAAAUAACCUUGGUUUUCUUACAAACUCAAACAGAUGGAAACACUCUCUGUAAUCGUGUUUUUCAUUCACAUUUUGUUAUAAUUUUUAACCACCUUUGUCACUUAAUUGUUUUUCCCACCAAGUUUGAACCACCUUUAUGUGUAACUUCAGUAAGCUCAUGUUAUUUGUGGUUUAUUAUCGCCAGUUACCCUCUGAACAUUCACCAGGAUCUGAUUAAACUCUCUUCAUAGCUAAACCCUUUUUAUUUACAUGUGCUGCUGGGAGAGACUAACUAAUGAGGGUUGACCUGUGUGUUGUAAAUGAGUCGUCGAUUCAGAAAAAAAGUUAAAGUUUAGGAAAAAAAACCCUUUUUAAGUAACUUUGACUUUAAAGAUUUUAAGAAACAGUUUCAAAAACCAAAUCAAGUCAAUAAGAAAAAGACAAAGAAACCACGCAGAGACAAGCGGCUCAGCUCUACAGAACUGUAUUAAUGCUUUCAGUUAUUUACAGUUAUUUACAGUUUUGAUAUUUACAAAGAGGUGAAAGGAUAAGGGAAGGGAAGGUGGGUAAGGGUUGAAGGGGUAAGGGUUGGAAGAUGGAAGGAAGGAGGAGGUUAAGGUGAGGAGGGAAGUUGGGGGGGAGAUAGGAAGUGGGGUUAGGAAGGAGGUUAGGGGGGAAGUUAGGAGGGGAGAUAGGAAGUGGGGUUAGGAAGGAGGUUGGGGGGAAGUUAGGAGGGGAGAUAGAAGGUGGGGUUAGGAAGGAGGUUAGGGGGGAAAGUUAGGAGGGGAGAUAGGAAGUGGGGUUAGGAAGGAAGUUGGGGGGGAGUUAGGAGGGGAGAUAGGAAGUAGGGUUAGGAAGGAGGUUAGGGGGGAAGUUAGGAGGGGAGAUAGGAAGUAUGGUUAGGAAGGAGGUUAGGGGGGAAGUUGAGAAGGGAGUUAGGAAAGGGGUUUCAGAGGGAGGUUGAGGUUAGGCAGGGGAUUAGGAAGGUGGGUAGAGGGGUUUGUUGACGGCUUUUUCAUUCACCGUUGUCCUCUUUUCUUCUUCCUCUUUUUCAUCUUCUUGUGCUCGCUAUCCUCCUUCUGUAUCUUCUCCUCAUCUGAUUGUUUUUCAGUCUCGUUCCCCUUGUCUUUAUCAGCUAUCUUCUCUUCAUCUUCUUUUUUUAUUUCCUCAUUUUUCUCCUCCUCCUCCUGUUGUUGUCUAUUUUCCUCCUGGAGGAGUUGAGAAAGAAUCUGUGUGUUAGUUGAUUCAGCAGAAACCUGAAAAUAUUCUCUAGAGAAUCAAAGAACUGAUUAUUUUGAUGAUCUGUAAUAUAUCUGAGCUCUGAAGUACCUGCAGGUUGACGGUCUGGUCUUGGAGACACUUCUGCAGAUCAUUGCAUUUUUUAGUCCAGCUCUCCUCGUUCCUCCGAAGCUCCAGGUCCUUUUUAUUGAGAAGGUCCAGGGUGUUAAUGUAAGCUCUGGUGCGCUUACGUCUCUUUUUAAUUGCUCUCCACUGGACCUCUCCCAUAACCUUGAGGUUUUCUUGAAGCCUGUAGACUUCGGAGGUUUCGUUGGCCAGCUGGUCUUUGUAGGCCUUGGAUGAAUUCAGCUGUUCUUCAGCUGCCUUCUGGACCAGCUCAUCUUUAAGCCCCAGCUCUUCUUUGGCCUUGCCCAACUCUGACUCUUUUUGUGCCAGCAGGUCGAUCGUGUCUUUGUGGGCCUGUUUUGUAGCCUGCUCUGUUAUCUGGGCCCUUCUCAGCAGGUCGUCCUUCUUGUUCAGCUCCUCUUGGAGUUUUCGAACCUCCGUUUCUUUUGCAGCAAGUUGCUUGACGUGGGCCUCGAGCAUAUACUUCUCCUUUUUAUCAGCAGAUUCCAGGAGGUUGGUCUUGGAUUUUAGCUGCUUUUGUAGGUCAGCUAAUUUGGCCUCUCUUUGGGCUAGCAGGUCCAAGGUGUUCACGUUCUCCUUUUCUCUGUCCUGCUCCUUUUGCCUCAUUUUAAUGAGGAGGUCAUCUUUUAUUGCAAGCUCCUCUUGCAGCUUUAGCAGCUCUUUUGCGCUCUGGGUGAGGAGGUCCAGGGUGUUCUUGUGAACUCAGUUUAUGUCCUCCUGUUGUUUUGACAUUUCAGCCUGUUUUCUUUCUUGUUGGCUGGUGGACUCUUUCAACACUUUGUUUUGCUCCUUUAGAGUCUUGAGCUCUGCGAUGGUGGAGCAGAGAGUUUCUCGAAGACUCUGGGCAACUUGGGCGUCACUGAGCUGGUGAUGCGGUUUCUGCAGCUGAACAUUAGUUGGAGCGUUCAGGGUGUUCACAGCUGCUACAUAUGUGACUGGCACACAGGGCUGAGAGAGAGAAAAUGACAUGAGGUUCAUUAAAAAAAUUACAAAACUUUGUCAACAUGGAAACAUGACAACAAAAGUAAUUUACUGAAAGUUUAAUGAGAAAGUCUUACCAGGUAUCCUGCAGGAAAUCUCAGACCAACUUGAAGCGACCUAGUCGACACAUCCUAUGUAUUAUUCAAAGCCGCCAGGUGGGUCACGCUUAAGGAGGAAUAUAUGAAUGUAGAAAAAAUUACAAGGAGAGCUCUGCUAAAAUGUAAGAUUUUGGUGCUGAAAAACUUCUCUGAAGCCUUUGCUAAUUAAUAGGAUGGCCGACCGUCCAGCAUUAGCCGGGACGCUGUGUUUGAGCCAAAAGAGGCGCGUCGCCGCACGGGUAAAUGCUAAAGCUACAUGCUGCUCCUGAGGGGCAUUUUGUCCCCCGCCGGCGGAGUUCUCGGGGAAGAAGCGAGCAGCUAAAAUAUGGGAGGAUCAGGUGUUGUGCCGUAGAAUGAACCCCCUGCAUCCCAUCCACUCGCUAGCUUCUUAAACUGGAAGAAAAUGAUCUCAUAUUUUAAAAAACACGACUAUUUGAUCGUUACAACUUUCGUUCUGAUUUUAUGUGUCUCAAAAAUGCACAUACGGAGGUGUGCUUGGGUAUAUAAACUGUACAGUAAACUGUCAAGCUAGCGAACAUUAUAUUUUCGGGACAGCAAAUAUUCUGAAUCAGAGGGCUAUUUUUUCGGCUUAUCUGAAUAGCCUGAGUGAAAUUAUUAAAGGCACACGCUUUUGGGUUCAUCCAAUGGUAAGGAAAACUUGGAUUAUUUUCGCCUUGUUAAGUACUUUCGACCGCGCUCCCGUCGGGGGUGCAUUCUACGGCACAACACCUGAGGCACCGGGGGGAGUUCAGGCUAAACAGUAAGUCAAAAUAAAACGUUCAUUCUUACAGAUGAGUUUUGUGAUCGUUUGUGCAGCCAACAACAGAGCAAACGCUGCCUCUUUUUCAGAUCGUACUUUCGCCGUGGUUCUAACCGGAGCAAUGCGAACGAGCGGCCGGGAAUAAUGGCGCUGUUUUGAUAAUUUUUUGGGCAGGGCAGUACCAUCAACCUGCCAGCACUGACGUGACGUUAUGUCAGUGGAGUUUUCAGAACGGCUCUGAGCACACAGUUCCUAAACAUGGAGACAACUAAAAAACGACUGGAUGGAAUUUUUACGAACUUGGGGGGAUUGUAGCGGUUUUUUAUCCCUGAUAUGCCCCCCCUUAACAAAGUCGUUUUUUCAUUCCAUGGCCCCUUUAAAUCUACAUGCAGUUAUAUCACUGUUAAAUAAUGACAGAGUGUUGAUCUACAGCUUCUCUGUGUUUGGGCUCUCACUGAGUGGGUGAGGCCCUCAGGUUGUUGCAGACAGAAACGUACAGAGCUGCUAAAGGAGCCGUUAGUCCGUCACCCAGCAGGACUGUCAGCUUCUCCUCAGGUGGUAAAGUUGAAAAAUUUGGGUUAGUGGGUUAUUGAUAUUUACCUUUGGCAUUAAAACACCACCUUUGUCACUUAAUUGUUUUUCCCACCAAGUUUGAACCACCUUUUUGUGUUACUUCAGUAAGCUCAUGUUAUUUGUGGUUUAUUAUUGCCAGUUACCCUCUGAACAUUCACCAGGAUCUUAUUAAACUCUCUUCAUAGCUAAAACCUUUUUAUUUAGAGACUAACUAAUGAGGCUUGACCUGUGUGUUGUAAAUGAGUCGUCCAUUCAGAAAAAAAAGUGAAAAAGUGAUAGAUUAAUUGUCUAAAGCUGUGAACUUUUUCAAUAACUCAGACUUUAAAGAUUUUAAGACCUAAGUGUUACCAGAUCUGUAAGAAACAGUUUAAAAACCAUCACAUCAAUCAACAAAUGUAAUUGCACUUAAAGGUGGGGUAGGCAGGAAUCCGUUCAAGAAGCAUCUUUUUUUGUGGUGUAUAUACAAAAAAGCUUUUAAUAUCAGUCAAUAGCUAUUAGUCAUUGAUGACAUUUGGUAAUAUAACUGUGUUGUCUUAACUUGAAAAAACAAUAAACUACAAGCCAAGACGUGUCUGAAACCGGCUAAACAUCAGAGUGACGCGUUCACGGGCCGCUUGUCAAUAAAAAAUUAGGCUCCACAGGUACUUUGCAAUAAUAAUCCACUCAAAGUUUAUUUACAACACACCAAUAAAUUCCAAAAGGCACAAAUGCGAUACAAAUUCAUCCUUGACAAGUGCAAAAAAAAACAAAUUGACGUUUAACAACUUGUGUGCUCUCACCGGUCACUGGAAAACAUCAAUAUUACAUGAACCCAAAAUCCAUACUGGAUGAGAAAUUUAAAUACACAAAUAUGGAAAAAGGUUAUACCAUACAAAUUGGCUCUAACACUGCUGUUAACAUCAUUUCAUCAUUUUUUUGUCUCCAAUCACUUGCCUGUUUCGUUUUUUGACUUCAGGUCCCUGCUGAUCCUCGACGACAUCUGGGACAGCAUGGUGUUAAAAGCAUUUGACAUCCAGUGUCGCGUCCUUUUGACCACCAGAAACAGAAGCCUUACAGACUCUGUCAGUGGUAAGUACUGAAGGGUAUGAACAUGUGGACUGAGAUGAAUUUAAGCUGCAGAGAUAAUUUGGUUGAUUUUUUUUAAUCUUGUAGGUGCUAAAUAUGAGGUUGAAGUGGAGAGUGGUCUGGAUGAAAAGAAAGGACUGGAGAUCCUGGCCCUUUACACAAACACCAAACCUCAGGGACUUCCUGAAGAGGCCCGCAGCAUAGUCAAGGAAUGCAAAGGUUGGAGUCUUAUAUAUGAAUUAAAUACAUUGCAAAUACUCUAUAAAUGUGUAGUUUUGGAAGUAUUGAUGUUUCACUUUGGAUUAUCUUUAGGUUCCCCUCUUGUAGUGUCCCUGAUUGGCGCUCUUCUCAAAGAGAAGCCAAACCGUUGGCAGUACUACCUCAGUCAGCUGCGGCAGAAAAAGUUCAAGAGAAUUAGGAAGUCAUCAUCCUACGACUACGAUGCCCUCGACCAAGCCAUGUCUGCCAGCAUCGAAGUCCUGCCUGAGGAACACCGAGAGCUCUACAGGGACCUCACAGUGCUGGAGAAGGACGUCAAAAUCCCUGCAAAGGUUUGUCUGCACCAGAGGAGCUAUGUCUGCAGGAUUCAUUUUGUGUAUUUACCUUUAACUGAGGUCUUCCUCCAGGUGCUUUCUGUGCUGUGGGACUUGGAGCCAGAGGAGGUGGAAGACAUUCUUGAGGAGUUUGCCAACAAGUCCCUGCUGUUUGUGGACAAUCACAAUAAACCCUACCUUUACUACCUCCAUGACCUGCAGCUGGAUUUUCUGGUGGAGCAGAAUCGCACCCAGCUGGAGGUAAGUUUGAAUGAACACGUUUUCACAACAGCUGAGUAGUAGUGGUUGUUAGAUGAAGAUUGAGCUGGUUCUAUGAAGCAAGAUUUGUGUAUUGCGUGGUAACUUUAGGGUUAACUCAAGAUUUUCAGUACAACAAAGUUAGUUUUCUUCUUACUGAGGUUAAUUUCUUCACUGUACCUGCAGAGACGGUGAGGUUCAUCGUCUGAUCAUGUUUUUAUUUCAGAGCCUUCACUCCAAGGUGGUGCAUCAGUACCAGGAACACUACAGAGACGGUCCUCCCACAUCAGGAGACGAGGAAUGUCUCUACUGGAUCAGAUUCUUGACCUACCAUAUGGCCAAAGCCAACAUGGCCCAGGUACCACCCACACACACUCACACAUUCGCAUCACUCUAUGUAUUUCUGCCUAUGAUAAAUGCAUUUUGAAACUAACAAAGUGAAUUUUUACAGAAAUUUUAUGCUUUUUUCCAGCUCAGUGUCUUUCUCCUCUCUGAAAUGUGUUUUCAUGUACUUCUAGGAGCUUCACUCACUCCUGUUUUCUCUGGAUUGGGUCAAAACCAAGGCUCAAAUCAUGGGCCCAGCUCACCUCAUCAGUGAUUAUAUGGAGCACGGACCUGUUCUGGACAAAGAGGUCAGCACACAGCAAAACUUGAACCUUCUUUUUAAGUGUGUUUACAUGGUGAGCCAUUACAUAUUAUAACAGUCAAGGGUGUCUCUCAUUUUCCUUGAACAGACUUUAACAUCACCCAGAUAUCUCCUCAGGGUAAAUGUAGAUUAAAACUCCACCUGUUUUUUUGUCCUUCCUUUCCCCCAAAACUCACUUUGAAUGACAAUUAAAGUCAGUUUUAUUUCCCCUCAGCUCAUUUGAUGAAAUAAUAAACAGAAUUUUAUAACACUCUGUUUAUUGCCUGUAUCCUCUGGACUUGAAAUUUUGUCAUUGCGAGAGGGCAGAUGCGAUAAUUGAAAUCUGGUUCUUUGUGCAGAAGCUAAUUAUUCCUUCAUCUGUUUUACAAGGACAAGCUGUCUGGAAUGUCUGAAAUGGGUGUUUGGUGCAUUAGCGUUCAUAUGUGUUGGAUUUAUGCACAGUUUUUUCUAAGUGAUUUAUGUAAAUGGAUCUUCUAUGUCUUUUCUUAGAAUAGUGAAGUGUGCAGUCAUUUCCAAGAGUUUCUGUCUCUGAACGGCCACCAGCUGGAGCAGCGUCCUUUCCCUGACGUGGUGCAGCUGGCCCUCUCCCAGCCUCAGACCUCAGAGGUGUACAGACAGGCACUGGUGCAGGCACAGGACCGAGCCAGCAGGGGGGGACUCUACUUUGACUGGCUGUAUGAAAACAAGCUGAUGUUGUGCUUACCAUGUUAAAUUCUGUUAUGAAUGAAGUUGAAACAAAGAGAUUUAUUGAUGAUUUUGAGCAUCUAUAUUUUGUUAUACUGGUAUAAAGGCUUUUUAGAUGUACAUCUUUAUUUUGCAUGUUUAUAUCUUUCUGUGUAUGGAAAAUAUUUCUAAAAAAAAGUGUUUUCACUGGACACUGUAAAAUAUUCAUGAGAGUUUUUAACAUCUGCAUUGAAAUAACUGAUGUCAGAUAUUAGGGAAUUUAUAAUCUGGUCUGUUAUUUUGAUCUUAAUUAUGUAAAAACGUUUUUAACUUGAUGUUAAUUUGUAUAUAAUACAAAGACAAUGAUCAUAGACUGUGUGUUCUAUGAUGGAGUGAAAUGUCAUCGUCAUUUUCUGUCCAGGAAUAAGGGCAGUAUUGAGAGUCUGUCCCGUCUGGUGAUCCAUCCCCACCAGGGCUCAAUCUACUCCGCCUGCUUCUCUCAUGAUGGCACCAAAAUCGCCUCCUGUGGAGCCAGCAAGACGCUUAAGGUAUCAAGUCUGACUUGUUUUGGUGUGUUUGUGUAUCAUAGUGCCUCUACUUAUCAUUCAUCCUUGAUCAAGUCUUUACAGACUAGUUUCAGCAUUAAAGGGAUAUUCCAGCAUAAAAUUAAUUUAGGGUCAAACACACCAUAACAUCAAGUUAGACACCCCUUCGAGAGAUGAAUGUUGCUGACUGCUUGCCUCUCUAGUUAUACCAACUUUAGUUUAGUAACGUAAAUACUCAGAACAGCACCUAACUUCAUCAACAGUACAUAUGGGGUCCUAACCACAGCACUAGCAACCGAACAUCUUUUUAGCUUUGCCUAAUUUCUUUACCAAAGAGACUAAACACAACUCACCUACUCUCUUCCAGCAGCCGCUUGUUUGUAGUGAGACCUUGGGCCAGUCCAUUAUGGACUGCAGCAGGGUGACGCAGCUCAAGAAAGAACAUUUAUGAUCAUUUCAUCAUGGAAAUGCAAUUAGACCGAGACACUAAGGCAGAAGAACUACCGCAUCUGCAGUGCAAAAUAAUUAAUAUGGUGAUUAUUAUUUCAAGGAAAUGAUAAAGGAAUGAUAAUAAAUGUUCUUCCUUGAGCUGCCCGGAAUUACCUAAAUUAUUUUUUUGUCGAAACAUCCUUUGAAAACAGCCUGUACAGCACUUGAAUUGAAUCAACAUGUUGUUGUGUUCCUUUUUUUCACUCAGGUGCUUAAAAGCACCACAGGUGAGAAGCUCACAGAGAUCCAGGCCCACGAUGAUGAGGUGCUCUGCUGUGCCUUCUCCCCAGAUGACCGUCUUUUAGCGACCUGUUCCAGUGACAGGAAAGUGAAGGUGAGAUAUCUCUCUUCAAACCGAACAACCUCGUCUUGGUCUUGUGUCGUGUCAGUAAGUUGAAACUUUGUCUCUUAGGUGUGGAACUUGGAGCGAGCCAUGCUGUUGAGGGUUUUUGAGGAGGAGCAUGAGGAGCAGGUCAACCACUGUCGGUUCACCAACACAACACGGCGCCUCCUGUUGGCCACAUGCUCCAACGACAGGUUUAUGAAUGCCAAGGUCUGUCCUUGUUGUAACCUUUUAAUACUGAUUUCCUUGCUGUUACAUCUCCAGUUCAGCAGGAUGUUCUUCUUCUUUCUGCCCAUCAUUACACUUGUACAGAAAAAAUCAAAUGUAGCAAAAAGACUCUUACUUUUUCUUCUUUCUGUCUUUUUCCCCUCUGUCUUUCUUGCUUUAUGUCUCUGUUUCUACAGUUGUGGAAUCUCAAUAAGCCCUCCUCCCAGAACACCAUGUUUGGCCACUUUGAGCCGGUCAAUCACUGCUGCUUCUCCCCGGAUGACACCUAUGUUUCCACUUCCUCCAACGACGGCACCGUAAAGGUGAGAGCCAUCAAACUAGACCCUUGUAAAGCUGUUCCAUUGAACUUGAUUCAUGGCAGUGGGAUGCACGGAUUUAUAUUUUUGUCCUUUUUGUUUUAACCCCAGAGAAGUGGGUUUCAAAGCGCCGAUGGGAUAUGUCUGCUAUAUGUCUGAGUGUCUUUGUGUGUUUUGCAUUUACGCAGCUGUUUGAGGUGUCAUCUGCCAAUGAGUGGAAGACGAUCAACGUGAAAGGCAUGUUUGCAGAGAGCGAUGAAGAGGUCUUCGUCAAGUGCAGCACCUGGACUGCUGACAGCAAUCGGAUCAUCUGUGCUGCCAGAAAUGCCGCUCUGGUGAGCACUUUUGAACCCAAAACAAAAUCUUAAAGGGAUCAUUAUGUUCAAAUGAGGUGUGAUCGUUUGUCAGGUUGUAUCGUUCUUGUGAUUUAAGCGCUGAAUGCCUUCUUGUGCAUGUCUGUGCUUUCCAAACUUUAGCCCAGCAUCACAGAGUUCACUUUGUCCUCCGUGUCCUUGUUGGUGUCGUGUCGAUUAACUGAAGAAGGCACCAGAAGGAGGCUGUUAGCUAGUUUGUCUUUCAGAAGGUCUCCAGUGUUUGUGUGUCCUGGCUGUUAAUGUGUGCACCCUCCUUCUUUCCUGGGUUUUCUAAAAAUCAGUCAGUCUUGUCCUGUAAUCAGUCUGUCUGUGUCCUCUACAGCUUUUCAUUUGUAUUCUGAGGAAGGAUCCAAACUCCACAGAGAUGUCUGCGCUGCUUUCUUUGGCUUUAAGGAGAAGACAUAUGAGAAUUUAAUGUUGCCCGUUUGCAUUAGUGUUAAACAAGUCGAUUUUGUUUUUGGAGCACACAAUAAAAAUUAGAUUAUGAUGCUUUUUACAUUAAAAGAUGCAACAAAAACAACGGGAGCCAAAUGUGGCUUACAAAGAGAGGGUGAAGAGAGUGGUUUGGUCGUUUGUGUUGCUGUAUUUACUUUAUUGGCUCGCUGUCCUUCCUUUUAAGUUCAAUAUUUGUCUUCAGUUCUUGGAGUGUUGGCAGGAAUGAGGCAAUUCUUUAAUCCCAAGUUUACAAGUUCCAUCCUUCACUCAUUUAAUGCAUCAGAGUUGAGCAUUUGUUGACCUUUUUGUCCUUGUUUCUCAGGUGUUUGACGUGAAGACAUCAGAAAUGUUGUUCGAGAUCAAAACUAAUCGUCUGAGUACAGUGCAGUACUGUCACGCCUGUCCUACCACGAACCUCCUGGCCAUUGCAUAUUCAAACUACGCUGUGGAGGUAAAACACAAAAGACAUCUCUUUCUUUUAUAUGAAUGUGUCUGAAAGAUCCUGUGUAUAAAGGAGUGCAGUGUUCCUCAUGGUGGAAAUGUUUCCAUUCAAAAUACUGGUAGCACACACCAAACGGGGAGUUGAUUAAAUGCAUUAACGUGAACUUAAUGUAAUCUGAUCAGUAAAACUCUUCUUUGAUCGAGAAGCACCUAUUGAUCAUGAAAGAAGAUCUUAUGUUUGUCCCGAUCUAACAUUGAUAUCGGAUAUCGGUCUGAUAUCAACAAAUAAACAAAUAUUGGAUUAUAACUGCCUGGAUCUAAAAUCUCAGAUAUCAGCACUCUGAUACAAGCAGUCCAUUCCAGACUCUGCUCCAGCACCUCGAUCUAGCAGUACCUGGAUCCAGUAUGCAGAGCCCAUGUAAUCACAACAACAGUGUGUACUAAGGUACAAAUAAAGUAGCAAGGAGUAGGAGUGAUGUCGGCCAUGUGGCAGGAUUUUUUGUUUAAGUCCAAAAAAGACAUUGCAGCUGAGUGCAAAACUUGUCAUGCACAAGGUUGUGCCAAUAUCAGAUCAACAUCAGUAUCUGCUAAUACUAAAGGCUACAAUAUCAGUAUCGUAUCAGAAGUAAAAAAGUUGCAUCGGGACACCCCUAAUAUUAUAGCGAUUCAGAGAAGAGAAAGGGUUAUUUUGUGUCUUCAAACAACAGCUGCAAAGCAAAACAUAAUGCCAUCAAAAAAGCUGACUUCAUACCAUAUUAAUGUCCUGAUAUAACAGAUUCUGCAUGUGUUUAUGUCCCUCAGCUGUGGGACUUGGAGUCCAAUAAGAAGAUGGCAGACUGCAGUGGUCACCUCAGUUGGGUGCAUUGUGUUGAGUUCUCUCCUGACGGCUCUCAGCUGCUCUCCUGCUCUGACGACCAAACCAUCAGGGUAAGACUGUAACUCAGUGUGAGUGAUGCAUGAGUGUAUCAAGCUCAGACCAGCACUGUUGGUAGUGCUGGUCUGACUUCACUAAUGGAAGGGCUGUCAUGAUGUCACAUAUCACCUCACGAUUAUAAUGGCCCAAACAAAGGUAUUAUUGCGAUUUAUAUUUGGAGGAAAAAGAAAAAUAAAUAAAUUAAGGACUAACUAUGUGACUAUAUUUUGUCUUCACUAGCCCUGAGUCAGAAACUCACAAAGACACAGCCUCAUAAAACAAUAGUUGUUAAGGCUUUUAUUUUGGCAUUUUAACCUCUUGCAUUUAGGUUGCUUAUAAAAAAUAUGCUUUUAUUUUGAAAUGAAACACAUACUUCUUCCAGUAUAUUGUAAGGCGCAGAAAGGAAUGCAAACGGCUAAAAGAACCAAAAGUAAAAAAAAAUGUUCAAUUUAAUGGCCCCACUGGAGACACACAAGACUGUUGUUUUUUUUAGCACAAUAUCAAUUAAAGUAGGUGGUUGUUACUCAUACAGGCAUGAUGCGGCAGCCUUCUCUCUAGACUAUGACUGAUUAUUACAAAUCAGCUAUAUAGGUUUCAGCCCCUUAAAGAGGGGCGCAGAAGACCUUCAAGUGUAUUAAUCCAACUGCACUUUAUGCUGUAGGAAUAACAAUGCUGUAUACUUCACCAAACAACUGGGCCACAACACACACGUAAGCACACACAGACAAAGAGCACAUAUACUGUAUGAUAUACUGAUAUAUGCUGCUGUUAUUUGUUGCCUCCACAGUCCUCUACCAGUGUUUUUGCAGUGAGGUAAUAAAAUUACAAGUUGUAAACUGAUUUGUCACGAGUCAUUGCUUCCUUAAAAAGCACCAUGUAGUAAUAACAGCCUGAAUAUAAUAAAGUAAUUAUAUUAAACCUCUGCAGUUUAACCUUUAGAUGGCCUGCAGUCAUGGUCUUUUGGUCCAGAAAUGAUUUUGUAAUAUAAAUGAAAGCCAUCAAUGCUGCAGAGAGAGCUUUGCAAUCACAGUUCUUAUUUUUAAUGCUUUUGGAAGCAGUGUCUUGUGGGUUUGGAUGAUUUUGCACAGUAGCUUGGCAUGUAAAACUUGACACAAAAGGCUCUUUUCAAUUCGAGUUACUUAGUAAGAGUAGUAAAAAGUUUUAAUAUACCGGCAUGGCAGAAAGAAACUAGAUCCAUUUUCAAAUCAUGCACAUCUCCUAUAAAUGAAAGUCAUGAUUAAACUGACCCCUCUCUGUUUAAAGUCUUCCCUAUGAGGGAGGGGAACCUUCCUCCACUACUAUGUCAUUUCAUCUUUAUUAUUUCAGUUUUUUAUUCACAGACUUCAACUUAAAAUUCAGUUUGAAGAGCCAGACAAAAUAGAGUAGACAGAAUCUGGUGACUUAUUUAUUGCCGGAGACAGUUUAUUCCUUAUUUGUCUCUGCAGCGAAAUGAUUUAGAGUCAGAUAACAGAUUAAUCAGCAACAUUUGUCAUGUAAUAAGUCAAGUUUGCAGCUCUGAUGUUUCUUUUCUCCUCAUGCAGCAAAAGUAAUGUGUGAGGAAAAAACAAGGGAAGUUUACUUAAACGCCUUCUCUCCUCUUCCUGCUUCAUUGUCCUUGUAGUUGUGGGAGACAAAGAAGGUGCACACCUCCUCAGCUGUCUGCCUGAAAAGAGACUCUGAUGUUCUCUUCAACGCGGAGGAAAUCAUCGUGUCAGCUGCAGACAACUGCAACCGACUGCAGGUGAGCAGGAGUGGAGAGUGAGGGGGGGAAGCUGAGAGAUUAAAUAACAGCAGGCAGAUGCAAAUAGAUUACAAAGCGAGUGUGUCAGGUGAGUAAAGAAAGGAAAAAUGUACGUGCUGGUGUGUUGUAGGUUCGUGAAGGCAGGACGGGAUCAGUGUUGUUCCAGUCAGAGGAGAUGUCCUCCAGGAUUCGGUGUACGUGUAUGUGCAGGCAGCCCCCUGCUGUGGCCUUUGGACAGGAGGACGGUACAGUGCAGGUAGGGAAUCAAAUUAAACCUUUGAUACAGACCGAGCGUGUUUUUGUAUUUGAAUCACCAACAACAUGGGCUUUUAACCAAUCAGAAUCAAGUAUGAAACAGAACUGAAUAAUGUAAAACCCUUUAGUGCAGCAAAUCAGACCUCAUACAUUGAAGUUUUUACCCUUUCAAAAUAAAGAACUUGUCAGUGAUUUUGCUGAGUAAGGCCAAUCACUUUUAGAUCCUCUGACCCUCUUUAUAAUAGCGAUAUUUUAAUGGAUGUAAGUAAUCUUUAAGUUAUUUGGUACAUCAGUGCUGCAAAGUCAACUGAACAGUUUCUACCUUAUAAAUUGUUAAACUGCUGUUGUGGUUGUUUUCAGACCCUGUUGAGUCAUAGGUCCUGACACAAGCACUGUCGCCUUUUUUAUCCGUCCUGUCAGCUGUACGUCAGGUCGGCUCAGAGCUCCUCUUUCAUCUCUGUCGGCCUUCACUCCUCUCUGCUCUGCUUCUCCUCUAAUGUGUGAUCUGGAUUCCCGGCACUUUCUUUCCCCUCUUCUCUCCUCUCCUCUUCCACUGCUCUUUGUCUUGUUGAUAAAUGAUUGUUUGACCGUAAAGAAUAAGGUCGUAGGCAGUGUUGUGGCAGGUGUGUUUUUUUUUUUUUUUCUGUGUGUUUUCUGUCCAAAAAGAAACCCUUAAAAGAACACACACAUGCCUGCAGUCAUACUGAACCAGGCGGACACCCCACAGCAGAGAGCGACUCUAAUUAAUUAACAGAUCCUGCAGUGGUAAUGAAUAUAGAGGUUAAUGAUUUAAUUGCAGCUCUUCUUCUGUCCCGAGAGAUUUAAAAGGAGAGGAUUAGUGAAGACGAGGAGGGAGAGAGGCACUGUUAUCUAUCAGAUUCUUGCAGCUACUGCAGAACUGAAAGAAUUAAAAAAGUGAGAAGAAUUACUCUUUAAAGGUGAGUUGAGGUCAAAUGAGUUGAUCUGAUUUGAUGUCACUGCGACAUCAAAACUUAUUAACCUUGAGGGCUUUGAAUCAAGAGGGGACUUAAAGCUGGUACAUCGCUGGCUCAUCAUUUCUGAUACUGUGGUCUUCUUCUCCUUUCAGCUUCACAUUUAUUUGUUGACUUGACAUAAUUUCGUAAUUCACCAGAAUUCCAGGUGGUAAGAUGUCUUUUUGCUGAAGGGGCUAUCACAGAUAUUUCAGUUUUGGUGUUUUUUGGUUGUAAAAGGUUAUUAUAUAAAGAACACCUUCCAAAAUAUUGCGCUCCAGUGCACUACCAACACCCACUGCUACUUCAACAAUAAUUCAAAGUACAGUUAUCAUCCGUCUGACCAUAUCAGCAAAAGCGGAAUAUGUAGAAGCUUCAUAAAAGUAACAUUUGUAGUUGAGUUGUUGCAUUGGGUUGCAUCAGACUUUCCAGGUAUUCAUAAAAUUAAAGCUCAUUGGUAUAACAAUCUAUAGCUUUGAACAGAUUUAGACACUGCUGCUCUUGCCAUUGUACUCCCUGAAAUAAACACCAGAGGGAGUCCCAGUGUUACUUUGAGAUAUUACGGACACCAAUGACCACUGCAGUGGAGAGCCUUCAUGUCCCUCUCAAUCGAGUGAAAUUAUUUACAGCCACAAAAAAAAAAGAAGAAAAUGAGUGUGCACUGAUUUAUUUACCACAGAGCCAGUCGGACAAACCAGCGUUUCAAAGCUGGUCUUAAUAAAUCUGAGUUCAUUUCCAUUUUUUUUAAGAAAUCAGAUAAAUAAAUACAGGUUUUUUAUGAUUAAAAAGGGCAUUUGUGAGUGUGUUUGUGCGCAUGUGUGUGUGUAUUUGUUUUGUGGUAGGCAGCAGGACUGACAGUUCGUGAGGUCCUGAGGAGGCUCGGCUGCAGAAUGUGGCAACUGUUGACCUCUUUCAGGGGUCUGAUUGUAGCUGUAGGGCUUUACACAGGCAGUGUGAAGGUAUGGUAGGGAAAGAGGAACAUCUCCUUGUGUGUGCAUUUAAGAUCCUUUAAGAAAAAUCCACAUCUGGUCCUGUAUGUGUAGGUAAACACAUCCUGCAGUGCUUCAGCUGCGUGGUUUCUCCAGAGGUGGAAGCAUUUAAAAUAAGUGUUCCCUAUUGACCCCCCUCUACUUUAGCCGGCUUUUAUAUUUGCUUAUUAUGUUUACCAAACACCCUGAGGCUCUUCCCUGACUGCACCAUUCCUGAAAUCCUUGAGCCGGAUGUGAGGAUGUGUUAAGCUCUCCAAAGUGCUCUCUCCCAGGCUUUGAAAGUUCAGCGUCUCUGUCAGAUACGUGGAGCUUGACAAACAUGGUCCGCUUGCCCUGAGACUUGUUCUGUGCAGACAUUUAAACCUUCUCCUCUGAGAUGUAAAUAUUGUAGUGGCUGGUAAAAUCCCAGACACCUUGGACCUUUCUUUUGUCCUUUAAAAACUGCAGGUACUGUGCCAAGAUGAAGAGAACACGGUGGGGUUAUUAAAUAAAAUUGACUUGGUACUUCAUCUGGGCUGAUUUGUCCCAUUUAAGGAUAUAAAAUUUAUUUUUGGUUACAGUUCUCCAUUUAAUCCUAUCAGAAAUCUAGUGAGAUGUGUGUGCUUCAAUGGAACGUCACCUUUAAGGGUGUUUGUUCAAUAUGAUCACUUUGGCAAAGAGGAAAAGUUUUUAAAUGUCUGUGUGACUUUUAGCAAACACAUAGAUCUUAUUUAAAAAAAAAAUAGUGGUAGUCCACGGUGUGAUUUUUUGCAAAAUGAUCCAGUAUUUUCUUCAUUGUUUUACUUAAACUGUUGUUUUUGGUCUGAGUCACUCGCUUCAAGUACCUUCAAUGAUCAUUUGAAAAUUUCUCAUUGCAUCUUUAAUUAAGAAAGGCCAAAAAAGAGUGUAAUCAAAGAUUAGCUACAUCAUUAUGCACAAAGCCUGAUUACAAAACAUGUCAAUUUUGUGUCAAGUGGUGAAACUUAGUUUCUCCCAUUAGCAGGGCUGUGGCUCCAAUUAAUGGCCUCUUCUGCUUUGAUGCUUAAACUCAUGGAUAUAAGCCAGCAGACAUCCCAUAGCACACAUAUGACUGUAUAUUAAUCUAGAAAAUAGAAAUAUUGUAGCAUGAAGGCAGUGUCUAGAUAACUGGAAUCCAACCCUUGACCAGGACAACAUGUCACCAGCACAGGCAUGUGAAUGUUAACAUAGAAGGAAGACCAAUGCUGGUGGUGCUAGCUCUGCUAAUGGUAGCUGCAAUCAGUCAGCCAGUUUGAAGUCUUUUACUUUCAGACAUUUCUCAACAACAUGGUUUUGCUCAUCAGGUACAAUGCAAUGGAAAAAAAGGCUUAAAUGGAAGUCUGUCAUUGCAAAUACCACUAAUAGCACUCUUUUGAAUAUUAGAUUUUGAUAUUGCAAUAAGGGCAUGGUUGCCUUUGAUUUUCAAGCCUUCAUCAUACGACCUGCCAACCAGGAUAGAGAUGUAGCCAUAGUCUCUCCAUUAAAUGCAUUGUAAAGUGACUAUUUUUGUUUUCUGAUUGCUGAACGUGAAGCUUUUGGGAAAACAGAAACCCAGAUUCGAACCACCAUCGCAUUUAUUGGCAAUGAAUCAGAUAUUUGUCAAGUUUUCAUCCUGCUCACUGCUGAAUCCACGAGCCACAUCACUAGUAAGGUGAAAAACUUUCUUGAACUCACUCUUGUUGGAUUCUCUUUGCUAUGAUAUUUUUAGUGAUCCAAGACCUUUUGGGGGCUUCAGAAAUCUUCUAUACCCUCUGAAAAGCCAGCUUUGAAUGCUCUGUAAAAUAUCCCCAUCUUUAUGCAGAAGCAGCCAACCCCAGUGAAAAUGCAUGGUGACACUUUUUUUUCCCUUCAAGCCGAAUCUUCCAAGCAUCAAAGCUGUUUUGUUCUCCAACUCCCGCAGUAAUGUCUCCAGGGCUGUCAGACCCCCGGCAGCUUGUGGCAGCCUUGACCGGACUGAACGGUCGCGCUCAGAGGCCCCACUCUACUUUCUUUUUGAAGUGCUUAUCACCAUCUAGCCAGCAGCAGCACUUCACCUCUCCUCCUCAAUUACUCCCUCAAAAAUGUGACUUCUUGUCAGGAUUUCUUAUUAAACUUUCUGGGACACUUUCCCUCGCAGAGUAUAUCUUGGCAAACAGAGCUAUCAUUUGAGAGUUACAUAGAUAUUCUAGACAUGGGGUGUGAACUCUCUGUGACUUUUCGGUACAGCAGCUCCUCCACUGUGCUGAGUUUAUAUCUUUUCUUGGCCAAACACUUUAUUCGACACAAAAGUUACCCAUCCCAGACACAGGAGCAGCGCCACUCUUGGUUGAAACUUAAGCAUGUCUUGUUAUCAGUUGGCCGGUUGGUCCAAUUCUUUGGUCAAGUCAUAAUUCAACAAAAACUGCUUUGAUUGGUAUUAAAAUUCAGGGUCAGGGAUGUACUGAGUCGGGGCCAGUACCAGAUCCAUAAACAUAAGGUAACAACUGAGACCUAACAGUGCUGUGACAGCAACACUGUGAUUGAGUUUGAGACAGUGAAAAAACAUAUGGUAUGUUCUAUCUAAACAGGUUAGCUUAUGAGCUAAAGUUACUUAGCACAGAUGAAAGUUAAAACAAAGACGUUUAGCAAACUGUUAAAGCACACAAACCAGGUCAGAAGUAUGCGAAACUUUAGAAAAUUCUACCGUGUGAAAGGACCUUACAACUCAAAAUUUCUCCAAAUUCACUCGGCAGAUCAGUGCAAAAUUUAGUAAAAAAACAUUUUCUGAUUCCAAAUAAUGCUUAUAAAAAACUUUUGCUCUCCCAGACUGUUCAGCACAGGCUCAGUCAUUGUGUUAUACCCUGACUUUUGGCAUCAGAGGCUAAGUUAAUCCUACUUUCUUUUAAAACUUCUUUUCGGCCAUUAUAAUUAAAUCUUAAGUCCCAUCUGCUCACUCGCUGUAGGCAUGCUGUAUGACCUUACUGCAUUCAGUCAGUAGAGGGAGAUUUAAUUAUUUUGGUUUCACUUUUGUGGCUGUGAUGUCGUCCAUCUUUUGAAGCAGUCUUCAGCUCUAAAACCUCACAAAGCUGUUGCCACGUUGACAUCCUCUUCAUCUCCUCACUGUUUAUUUUGUAAACUGUUUCCUGUUUCUUCCCUCCAGCUGUUAGAAGUGCCCUCAGGGAAAUUCCUGGCUACCCUGCGAGGACACACUAAGACUGUCCUGCACUGCAAGUUCAGCCAGGACGGCCAAACACUCAUCACAUCCUCAGAGGAUACCACAAUAAGGGUAGGACUAACCUCUUCUCCUCCCUUGGUUGCCCACUUCCUCCUCACUUACUCUGCUGUCCUCUUCUUUGUUUUCCUCCUAUUCAUCACUGACUCCCAUAUCCACUCCAUCUUUUCCUGCCUAAUUCACACCAUGCUCUUUCACCUCCUCCCCUAACCUUUUUUAUUCUGUGCUAUCGAUUAUUCCUCCUCCCCAUCCCCAUUUCUCACCUCAAGUAAAACUGCUUGUACUGCUGAAUUGGGUUCCCUCACCUCACCCUACCUGUUACACUCUACCAGCUUCUCAGUCGACCUUUUCUCCUCUCCAUUCGUCAUCCCCCUCUCCUCUCCUCUCUCUUCCUCUCUCCCUGAGAUAGUUCUUUAUCUACCUCCAGCUCUUCUGUUGACUGUGUACUGCUAUCUGUGUUUGUGUGUGAGAAUACGAGUGUGUUUCCCAUCUUUACGGUCUGUCAACCCCCCUCUGUUCAUGCUCUGUUGCUCAUUUCCCCUUUUCCUCUCCCCCCCCACACUCUCAUCUCCUCCUCCUCCGUCUCCUCAUCUUGCCGGCAGACCCGUCCACUGCAGCACUUCUUCCACACUCCUUUAACGCAGCAUCUUGUUCCGUAUGCAUGCCGCUUCAGCCUGGGCCAUCACCAUUCCCAAACCGUCUGCUGCUCACUCAAAAGCUAUUCAGAUUCAUGCUGUUUGACAUGUGCUUUGAGGAAACGGGAGACUGUGAUAUUUAUUUAUUAAUGCAAAUGCAGAGUGAAUGUAAAGAGAUUGGAUGUUAGCAGGUGAUGGAUUGUGACCUCUGGAGAAAUGACGGAUUUAGUGGGAUGGAGAAAAGGUUCAAAGUUUCACACAGGGAGUGACUGAUAGGGUUAUUUUGCAUGUCCUGUCCAAAUCCUUGAGCUUAGUUGAACCCUCGCUGCUGAUCAUUAACCUUCAAACACACUGUUACAAGCACAUCCAGAGUUUUCAAUCCCCAGAUGCGUUUGCACAAAGCACACCUAAAUAGCAAGGACAUACGAUCAAAAGUAAAGCUCUACAAACUCUUCUAAGUACAACAAGCUCUACUCUCCAGCAUUUGUUGCAAUGAGUUCAUUGGCAUAAACUUGGAUAUCUCAGCUUUGUUUGGGAUUUUGAAGUUGAACUGUGCAUGCAAUGUUCACCCCACCAAAGUGGAACCUUUAACCUUUGCUGGACUUGUUGUGUACUGUAUUAUUUCCAUGAAAAGUGUAAAUAAAGAAACUCUGGUCUGCAUGCAGUAUAUCUCUGCGUAGGACUAUAUGGCUGUGGUAAAAAAAAAAAAAAAAAAAGUUAGUGGAAAAGUUAAUUAUCACUUUUUAUCAAUGGUGGUUUGGGGGUUUUAAAGUAAAAAAAAGGCCACAGAAUAAAUUAAAACCUGUUACAUUAAUUCCUCAAGACAUGUUUAAAAAGAAUUGUGGUUCCUGUCUGUGGGUCUGUCGCCCCCUGUAGGUGUGGAAGUGGCAGACAGAGGAGUGUAAGGUCCUGCAGGGUCAUAAGGAACAAGUCAGAAACUUCUCCCUGCUCUCCGACUCACCUGCUGACACCAGACUCUUGUCCUGGUCCUAUGACGGCACUGCAAAGGUAACACACACACACACACACACACACACACACACACACACACACACACACACACACACACACACACUCAGGAUUCAGCUACUGAAGCAGCAGCCAGUGAACCUAAUAAAAAAUCUCUCCUUUCUCUUCCUCACUACAAGAUGUGGGAUGUGGAGAGUGGAGAGAAGCUGCGCGACAUCGAGGCUCAUCGGGGAGCCAUCCUGUCCUGUCAUGUCUCACCAGAUGGAUGCCUCUUUGCCACCACCUCUGCUGACAUGACUGCUAAGGUUCAACAUUUACACACACACUCACACCCAUGAGACAAGACAUUUCUGUUAGUGCUGCCAGUAACAACACAACCUAUUACACAUGAACGUCUUUCCGGGAACCUCCAUCUGAACUGAUUAUUUACAGCACAUGCACACAUAUUCGUUGGAGGCAGGCUAGUUCCUCUGUCAGGGAGGCGAGAGACCUCUGAGAUUAGCGUGCAGCAGAUGGCCCCGGGCUUGGUGAGUUAGUUGUGGGUCACUCUGUCCUCGUACACCCACGUCCAGUCUGACUGUGCUGGCCUGCAAUCGACCCUCCUCCCUGUCUGGAGGUAGUUGUUGCCAGGUCGGCUUUUACCAACACCACUGUGCUCGACUUUGGUCUGACUUUGGCUCACUCAGCAGGCUGGAGAUGUUGUUUUUAACCUUUUCAGUGUACAGCUUUGAAAUGAUUGCUUCUCCUUGCAUGGCACACCCUGAACUGUACUGGAACUACAAACACUUAGCAGUCUGAGUAUCUUUGAGUGUUUCUGAAAAAAGGCAAGCUCUCACACUCAAUCUGGGCUACAAAAGUGAUCUAAAAACCGAAAACACUUCAGUCCUGCUUGGAUCAUCAGACCCCAUUUAAAAGGGUAUUUAUAAAAUCCAAUCAUGGAGCUAAAGCUUUAUUACCUCCUUAUCAUACAAGGUAAAGGUGUGUACAUCGUAAUUGUCUAGUUGUUCACAUUUGGAGUUCAGAAAUGAGAUUGUCAGGCUGUUUUUUUUCUCCAAAAAAUAAUCAAAUGGAUGUUUUUCCCCUGAAGGAAGAUGAAGAUAUUUUUUUCAUUCUUUGGUCCUCUGGAUGCUGGAGCAGAAUGAAGAUGUUUGUCUAUUUUUUUUCUUCAAAAACCAACAGGGCAGUUGACGUGUCUGGCUCUAACCUUUCACAUUUUCAUUCUGCAACACCACAACAAAUAAAACACUGUCUGACGAAGUGGGAUGCUUAAAGGGAUAUUCCGGCGUAAAAUUAAUUUAGGGUCAAACACACCGUAACACUGAGUUAGACACCCCCAUUGGGCAAAGAUAAAAAGAUGUUUGAUGGCUAGUGCUAUGGCUGGGACCCUAUACAUACUGUUGAUGAAGUUGGGUGCUGUUCUGAGUAUUAAGCAAGCGGUCAGUAACAUUCAUCUCUCAAGGGGGUGUCUAACUCUGUGUUAUGGUGUGUUUGACCCUAAAUUAAAUUUACGCCUGAAUAUCCCUUUAAGGAGUGGGAGUGGCUUUGCAUGCAAAGCGCUCCUGUUGUGAUGUCACCACAGGACAGUUGUGUUUCCAGUAGGUGUGGGACAGAAAUGAUGCAGGGGCUUUUUUUGCUUAAUUAAAGGAUAACUCAAUUAUGUAUGACUAUGUAAGGAAAAGGGUCUUCAAUGGAAUAGGAACUUACCAGUGUGUUGGAUAAUACAUAGUCUAUCUUGUAGACGUUUAGUGGAUCUAGAGCUACAGCCACAGAGUUUCACACGGGAAUUCAGAUUUGAUGGACACUUACAGUAGAGAAACAACCACUGGGUCUGCAGCCAACCUGGCUUCAGUCAAUGGACAUUAGUGAGAGAGAAUGUGUGUUUUAUGGAUUUGGCAGGGAUGAUAAUUUAGGUGUGUGUGUGUGUUGUGGGGCUGGUAAGCAGCCAAUCACAUAGUCCUUGCUCUCCAGACCGAGCAGAGGCUUUGGUAGCUCAAAAACACACACAAACACAAAGUCACUGAACUCCAUCCAUCCAGAGGUCAAACCAGAAAGGAUCAGCUGUGAGUGUUUUUGUAAAGUGCCGCAAAAGAAGGAGAAUUAUCUGUUCUGCAUACUUUUGUUCUUCCACCUCUCUCUCUUUUUUUCCCUUCUUUUUUUCAACUUUCUCUCCUGACCUCCACAUGGACAGGACCAUGUGUGCAGACAUUGUUAGCCGCCUGCCAAAUGAAGUGUCUAAUUAUGAGUUGUGUUAUUUUCAGUGCGGCGCAGGAUGUGACCGGGGUGAGGAAGAAACACAGAGGGAGGGAAGAGAAAGCGGGGAGAGAGAUAAAAGAGAAUGGACGAGAGACAGAGAGUAAAGAAGGGAAAUCCAAACACAAAGAGAGAAAGAGAAAAAAACAACAAAGGGCUGGAGAGAGCCAAGUGACAAUUUCAUCAUUUUAUCAUCAGGACAAAAAGUCACAAAUUUAUGAGAAAAAUUGUAAAAUUUAUGAGGAUAGUGCAAGAGAAAAAAGACAGACUUGAAAGAGAAAAAGGACAGAAACUACUUAGAAAUUUCAUAAAGCAACAAGAAAAUUUUUAAGAAAAUAGUUGCAAGAAAAAAACUCAUAAAAUUGCAAGAAACAGUUCAGAUCAAUAAGACAAAAAGGCUGUAGAUUACUGAUUAAAAACUUUUUAAAAAUUAAGAAGAAAAAACUUAAAUUUGAGGAGUGAACUCUUAAAUAAAGAGGUUACAAUCGUAAAUUUAUUGCUCAAUGAGAAAGGAGUCAUUCUCAUCAGCUACAGUUCAUCUCUAUGUAAAAUAACAUUUAAUAUUAGAGCAGCAGCCAGCUGCCUUUCAUGACAAGAAGAAAUGUGGAUCAUGUGCUGAAGUGACACUCUUCAGCUGGGGACAAACAGCAUUUUCAGGAGCAUGCACAGGCUCUUCAUCCUAACAGACUUAGUUUUUUGCUCUGGUUCUUGUAACACUGUGAUGCUGAUGUGCCAAAAGACUACGCGUGAUCAUAUUCAUGUACAUGAAUCCUCUUUAUUCUGUCAUUUUUUUGCUGUUGUUUUUGAAAAAAUGUAAGUUUUGUAUUUAAUUUUAUGCACAACUGAAGUAUUUUUUUUACCUUUUUCUUUUUCUCCCCAGUUGUGGCACUGCGAGUCCUGGCAGUGUGCCAAUACCCUGAGCGGCCAUCAGGACUGUGUCCGCAGCUGUAGAUUCACAUGGGACAGUCGACGCAUCGCUACAGGAGACGACAACGGCGAGAUUCGGGUGUGUGUUCAAAACAUUGUGGUUUUUUUUAUUUUUUUUUAUUUCCAUUUAGCAUUUUGGAUUAUUCAAUUAUUAUUGUAUUUCCUGAUAAAAGCCAAAAAUGUACAGGUAGGGUGAGUGGGAGGUGAGGGGAGAAUAAUAUAAAACAUUUGCAUUUCUUCAUAUCAGUUACGGAUACAAGAAUUCAGGCUCACUACGCCUGUUUUGCAUAGUCUAAAUCCCCCUCAACACUUCGCCUGUGUGGAGAAAGUUGACCCGGAAAGAGAUAGGAGUGGGAUAUUUUUAGAGUUCUGAAGAAAAUGAGGUAGUAAAGACACUAGAGAAAGAGUCGAGGGAGAUGUGCUCACACAAAUUUGCAUUAUGCUACUAGUGUGAGAAGUACAAUUCCUUAAACCGUCUAUUUUGCUGUGCAGCAUAAAAAAAGUAAUUACACCAGCAGUCAACAUCUAUUCCAGAGAUCUGCCCCUAAUUACACCUCAUCACUCAUUUAGAUAAAGUGCUUACUAAUGCAUCAUGAUUGCUGCAGUGCACAGAGGACGAGCGGAUGAAAGGAAGUGGGCAGGACUCCCUCUCAGAUUUGGGGAGUGGGUGUUGAAGGAGGUGAGGAGCUGUGUGAGAAGUUGCGAUGAAGAGAGCAGGAAGAGGAGGAGAUGUCUGACAGUGGGAGGUUGAAGGAGAGGGCUCAGGCUGCCAAAUUGGAUCCCUAAGGCUUUGGAAAUCUGCUUGUACACAAAAACACACGCACAGGCAGACAGGACACGCAGGGAGUGAAUGAAAAGUUUGACUGUGAGGGAAGGAGAGGAGAAAGUCACCCCGCGCUGCUCCGCUUGCAGCGCUGCCUCAGUCAACAAGGGGUUAAUGCCCUCUGGAGGCCUCUGUGCUGCUCUGCUCCAUUAUCCAGAAAUGGGCGAAUCCAUCAGAUCCAAUUACAUAAAGCACACUGAAAUUUCAACCCCUGUUUCUAUGGAAACCAAUGUGAGUCAUUCUGCACAAAAAGCAUGCCAAGCGUUAAAUAUAGCUGUACGUGUGAUGUGUCAUUGUCAAAUGGACGGGGCAUGUGAACAGUUGUGUAACAGCUGCAUUUGGCAUAAUGUGCUCUACUGGGGAUGAUUGAAUAAUAAAGCAUCUAUGCAUUAUAUAUGAAGUGCAUCGUGGGUAAUUUUCAUUUUAGCGACACACACAGUGUAGAGGUGCAAACUCUGCAUUUGCUAUGUUGUGGUUCUUAAAGGUCCAUCUUGACUCGAGUUGACGAGGGUCGUUCACCAAAAAUCUGUAUUACCAACACCAACUCAUGCACGUCAUAAUAGAAAUGCAUUGGUUGUUUAACAGAUGAUGGAACUGUUGUCGUGUGACCUUAAAGGGAUAUUCCAGCGUUAAAUUAAUUUAGGGUCAAACACACCGUAACACGAGUUAGACACCCCCUUGAGAGAUGAAUGUUGCCGACCACUUGCUUCUCUAGUUAUACCAACUUUAGUAACAACUGCAGGAUACCAAUACACAGUGGUCUGAAGAGCCAUAAACAAACCUCAACCAAAGAGCCACUCUAUAGCCACAAAUAAUGCUCAGAACAGCACCUAACUUCAUCAACUGCGGGGUGAUGCAGCUCAGGUAGAACAUUUAUGAUCAUUCCUUCUUGAUUUGGUGUUACGAUGUGUUUGACCUUAAAUUAAUUUUAUGCCGGAAUAUCCCUUUAAUAUGGAGUUUUGGUCAUACCAGAUAUUAAACUGACGUUUUGUUCUGGCCUUUAACGCUCCUUUAACACAUUACGUGAUUUUCAGACCCUAGACUGUGUGAAAACAUGAACAGCACAGCAGAAUCCUUAAAGUGAAGCCAAAAUAUGAAGAGCUCCCUCUGGUGACUGGCUGCUAGGAAUGGGAAUUGAUAAGAUUUUAUUGCUAUUAAUGCCAUUGUUGCUGAUUGAUCAUUAUUGAUGAGUUUAUCCCCAAAGAAGGUGAAGUCUCAUCAGUCAUUUGAAAAUGGUUUGUUUUUGUGAUGUCAGACCUCAAACAAACCACUGUGUUUAGAGUCACGUCUUUGAUCGGUGACACUUUACUGUGCCAUCAUUUAUAACCCAAAUAAUGACUUUUCUAUCACAGCUUUGGAACGUCAAGGAUGGCACUCUGCUGAGUAUUUAUUCACGGGAUGGUAAAGACGCCAUGGACUCACUGCACGGGGGCUGGGUGACGGAUCUGCACUUCUCCCUGGACAACUCUCUGCUGGUCUCGACUGGAGGCUACAUUAAGGUAUGCCUUACAUUUACAUUCAAAAUGGUGCCUUAGAGUCUGUGCUGGUUGGUCUGGACUCACGCAGAAAAAGACAGUUAGGCUGGUAGAAACAAAAAGAUUCCAGAGACAUCUUCUUAUUUUUAUACUGUGUUAUGUUUGGCACUAAAAUAGUGGAAGAUGACAGAAAUAAAGGAGUAAAAAUAGGCAAAAACUGUCAUCAGCUGCUCUAUGGUUGCUGCAAAAUUCAAAACUGCAGGGAUGAUUCUUAAGGUGUCCUGAGCUUUUGUGACAGAGUAAAUAAAUGGAAAGUUCCCAGAAAUGUUGGAAAUGGUUAUUUUCUUAUAUUGGAUGUAUUGGAUUGGAAUGUAUACAUCAUGGAUGCUUCACACAAGGUAGCAUUUGUUCCUAUGUCUGCUGGCAGAAUAAGGGCUCGUGAAGAUUGAAUGACGAAGUUCAAGUAGUGAUGACCUCUCAGACCUCCGUUUUUAUCUUGCAGUAGCUUCAAUACAGACUCAGGUAGAUGACCCUGAAUGCACCGUUGCUUCUAUCUACCCACGCUAAAACUCAAGUGUUUGUUCUAUCCAUAUGAAAUAACUUUUGCAAAGUAUUUCAGCACGGUUCCUCCAUCCUGAAUGAGACUUUUUAUUUAAUGAUAUUCAUGAGUGUGACAAUGAUACACAAACGCCCUGAUUCUACACUGUUGUUACAUUAACAGGACGAGCUCUGCAGUGGUGCAGGUUUACAUAAAAACACUCAAUACCUGAGAGAAUGAGAUCAGUGCCUCCUUGUGACGUGACUAGAAUAAUGCGUGUGUCUGUGUGUGUGUGCGUCUUUCUUAUUGCCUUUACUUUUACAAGACAUGGGGUCACAGAGCGGGCAGUCUGUGCUGCGCUCUGAUUGGCUAUUUGGGAGGCAAUGAUGUAAUCCUCCAGGGAGAGCAGUUCUGAUCGAUGAGGCUUUAUAUCUCAGAUUACUCCUGAUACUGUGCGAGUGUGUGUAGUUGUGAUGUGAGCGUGAUUGUGUGCGCGCGCCUUUGUGUAUACCUUCCUGUGUGGGCCGACAGAGAUGCUCCUGUGCUUGCUGCUGUUCAGACCUUUUUUAAAGACAGAUGGCCAAAAACACAGCAUCAUCAUCUUGUUUUCAGCAGUUUUCUGUCCGCAAGAUCGUCCAACCUGGACAUGAGCUCAAACAUCAUAAUGAGAGCCACAGAUCUAACUCUGUAACUCAAUACUGAUUGUUUCAUAUGAUUAAUCAGAAAAGGAGAUUUUCAUGAAACUCCUUGCUGUUAGAAGCCAUAAUUAGACCUCUAUGUCCGCUCAGCGCGGACAGUUUAAUGGUGAGAAUAAAAGUGCUCAUUGGGCUAUUAAAAAGACAGAUGAGGUGCUAAAAUGAAAGCCAGACACAGAAGCAUGACGUCAUGUGUGCAGAGAGAAUUAAAGGUUUAAUCAAUACCAAAGCCAAAAGCUGCUGAUGGCGGCGGCGCUGUAUUGGCCUGAAUAUUAGACGAACCUGAUCAUAUCGCAAUUUCUCCUUUUUAAGACUUAAAGGCGGGGUAGGCAGGAAUCUGUUAAAGAAGCAUCUUUUUUUUGUGGUGUAUGUACAAAAAAGCUUUUAUUAUCAGUCAGUAGCUAUUAGUUAUUGAUGACAUUUGGGAAUAUUACAAUAUCGCUGUGUUUUGUUACCUCUGUGUAGUCAACAUUUUAAAUUCUUUGUGGCCCGCUCUUUCUGACUGUAAACUAAGCCAUUCCCCACCUCCCCCAUCCUGAUUGGUUGUAAGGCAGACGCUGCUCCCCUGUGUCGUUCACGAGCCCAAACAAAAUUAGCAUGCUACAAUAUCGGACAGUAGAAACCAACCAGAAAGUACGGAAAAUUGUCUGAAUCCUCCUUUGGCCACAACUGCCAACACAAGCAAGAAAACAAAGUAAAUACUGGAGACUCUGGCGGAGUAACGGGCGCUUAAAAAGGAGGUAGACUAGACAAGAACUAAGAAACCGGCCAACAUCAGCAUAAACGAUGGGGGACACGUUGGGAUCUUACGGACACUGUAAACUUUCUGCUGGACAGGUAAACCGCUUUAACAAAGUAAGCCAAGUGUCUUUAACAGAAGCACUUCUUGUGAAACGGGACCUGCUGCAUGUUGUAGCGCUGCUAAACUGUUUACCUCGGGUCCUUAGAGUAUGUCACUUCAUCCUAGUUGUAGAAGUCCUGCAAACAUUGUUUUUUGCUGGUAGUCUUUUGGCAUCUACAGUAGCACCAAUACUUUUACUUUCACGUUGACUGGGUCCCAUUUGUAGUUAUUUGAAGUAUCUGAAGGGCCUCCAGGAAGAAAGAAAGAGGGGAGAGGAGGAGCUGAGGGGAAAACUGGUUGGAGGGUUAGUGUUUACAUUCAAGAUUUCUCCCAAAAACUUCCUCAGAGCCUGCCUACCCCACCUUUAAUUUCUCAGAAAAAAAACAUUUAAUACCUUCAAUAUAUCUCCUACUUUUUUGCUGGUCUCAAGCUGGCUUUAUCGGGUCAGCUGAUCACUGACACACCCUCUGAUUGGUCAACUCACCAAAACAAAAUGAACAAGAUCAUUCUAAUUUUAGUAUGUGAUAUGGUGAUAUUAUUGUUGUUGCUGUGUAUGGUGAUUCAGUAAACAUUCAGCAAGUGGUUAAAGUAUCUUUGCUGAUCCAUUGAUUUGCAUUCGUGUUUACUGUUUUCUAAUAAUUUUUCAAGUUUUACCCUUUAAAGGUGAUCAAAGGGAAACUGUUUACUGCUAAACCCAUCUGUUUUCUUAUCUGAGCUUCUACAUACAGCUCUCCUUAAUGAAGUGCUCAUCAGCUGGUUUCAUUUCCUGUUACAUCAUUAUGACACUCAUAAUUACACCGGUAGCAGACGAGCAGAUCACUCUAUUACUCUGCUGCAUGGAUUUUUUUCUCCCCCCCCGUCGGACAGACAUGUUGAUUUGAUGGAUCAGCGAGUAGAUAUGAGGAGCUGUGAUGGAUCAUUAAGCCAGUCUUAAAGGGUGACCCCCUCCUGAGACGAGAGCUUUGAUUGAUUAAUUGUACUGUGUGUCAGCCGGACAGCUCUGAGAGGCCGUUGUGUCUGUUACUGUAAUUACCUCGACAGAGAGAGUACAUCUUAUGAUAGAUGACACGGACUGAGAGUGAGAGGGCAUGAUAAUAAUCUGUCUAUUUUAACAGCUAUUGGAAAAACAUGUCAACAUGCUAGUGAGGAAAUUGAUACUUUAACACUCUCUGAUACUCUGGCAGUGUCACUUCUUUUAGAGAUGAAGGAGUGUGAAUGUAAAUAUGAAGCAUAUGAGUGUGGCUAAAUUCAGUGUUUACACACAUCUAUAAAUGAAAGGACAUCAUGGAGUUUUAAGAAGAUUUUUCUGUCAGUCUUGGAAAAAGUCUUGGCAAUCGUCUGGAUGUCCUCAGAGCGGUAUUUGGUUUGUAUUCAUCCUCAGCUGGCGUAACUGGAGAAUUUCAUUAUGAGGGAUCAGUGGGAUUGUAUUAAAUGUGCAUUUGGAUCAUAGAUGAAGACUGAUUGUUAUUAAAGUUUGGCUUGAAUGCCUGAAGCUCUCUGAAUGAGAGCUUCUCUGUGUUAUACAAACUUCUGAUUAUCUUUUAUUAUGAAAGUACAGAUGUCGUAACUUAAUUUAAAAAAUGACAAAUCAUAUAAAGUAUUUUUAUUUUUUACCAAUUUAAUUUUUAAUACCAUACUUUUUUGUCCAAUUUUUUACAUAGUUUUUUCAAUUUUUUUAAAAAGUUUUUUAAGUCGCAGUGUUUCCAAUAUUAGCACUUCUUCCUCCACUUCUUCUCCCGCUGCAUCAAAAGAAAGUUCGCAUAUAGCAGGUGAGGACAGUUGAGUGUCCAGAGUCUACAGAGUUGAUGGAACAAAAGGGAGCAUAAGCAUCGCGCCUGUUUGAUGAAAAAGCCAAAAGUCUGAAUCUGGGCUAAAGAUUUUUGUGUCUGUCUUAUGUGAAGAGUCGACAUUUUUUAUGUGUGUUUGGUUUGUUACAGAUCUUCUGUGUAAAAUAUAGAUGAUUUUAUGGAUUUAUGGAAAAUAUGUGUGGUUACAUUAGAUGGAGGAUUAAAACCUAUGUUUAACAACGUGUGAGUUCAGGCAAGCCGCAAACUCAGAUUUAGCCCACCCACAGCCCAUCAGCUGAUCUUAUCACCUGCUUGGGGUUCUUUGCUUUAGAUUGCAAAUAAUAAUUCUCUUAGUGAAAUGGACCUAGCUGAACUUUAUUAGACCACAUAAAAAAACUGUGUGAUCUUAUAAAGAUCCAAAAGCACUCCCUAAAGCUUUAAACUUUUAGGAAAUCAAAAUGUAAGAAUGGCAAACCCUUUUUUGUGAAAACCAGCAACAUAACCCCGUGUCCUAACAACAUUGCAUUUGCCAAAUUUGCAAUUCUGUUAUGUCAUGCCAGUGAUAUUAUAAGUGAAGGCGUAACACUAAUAUCUACAUUUUGUAAAACAAGCUGACAAGCUCAAGUUAGCAGAGUGUCAUUGAUAUGUAAACAUGUUUUUUUAACCACUACAAAGAAUUCUUUAUUAAUGUUAAUCUUGAGACAUUAAAAUCGUUCCUUUCUUCAAGAACUGAUCAUUCAGACAGCCUACUUAAAUCUUUAUCUCUAUCUCUGUAGCUGUGUGAAUGCUGAGACAGUAUUCUUGGAGGAGAACUGUUGAGAAAUAAAGACAAGCAGAGCAGUAAAGGCAUGUUUGUGUAAAGUGAGCCAGUGGAGGUUUUUCAGUCAUCGGAUCCUCUGUGAUCCGCUGCUCUAAACAUUAGAAGCUUUUCAGCCGAACAUCUCAGUCUGCUGCUCCUCCUGCUGCCGAACUCGAUGAUGAUGAUGACGUUAUUGGUUGGAGACUGGAAGACGAGACAGCGGGUGAUUUUCCCCCCAUGGUCCCCUCUCAGUUGAUGGGUUGAUAAGAUGCAGUCUGUUGCCUGAGGGGUCUUGUUUUCUUGUUUGUCCCUUUAGUUUAUGUCAGCACUCCUGCUCUAAUCACCUCUCAAGCCCUGUAGUUCCUCUCCAGUUCAUCCUCUCAUUUCCUGUCUGUAUGCUUGGAUGAAUGUUGUCAGCGUAAUUAAAAGCAGCAGGUAAUUGUGAGGAUUAAUAAGUGCUUGUCCAAGCCCCUAGUGUGUGUAGCUACCUGUGCAGAGUGUUUAAUUAAACCUUUUGUAUUCCUCUUUCAUUUUAACUGAUAAAAACCACAACAUAUGGACUUGUAUUUGUGCAUAAGGUUGUAAAAUUCAAGCUAAUGUGCCAAGAGGCAGAUGUGUGUGUGUUUCUGCGAGUGUGUGUGUGUCAGGUUUUGAUGAAGUGGCGCAGCUCAGCUCCCCCAGAGUGCGCCUGUUACAUUCUGCACUGACUCCCAUCAGUCCUCCCUCCCACUGCUCCGGGUCCUGCCAGAAAACGCUGUACCUGUCUCACACCUGGCCUUGAUACUCACACAUGCCACACAAAGGGGGCACAAACACACACACACCCCAACAUACCGGUGACACACUCUGUCACAGAGCCAUGAUCCAAGAGGGAGGCGGCAGGUGUGAAAAGGCUCAUUCUGACUGCACAAGCGCACGCUAACGCCCAGCGGCCCUGAAUAAUUCACACCGAGGCGUCAUGUCGCAGACAAAACAGCAAAAGUUGUUUUCCUUAUUACCGACUCGUCUUUGUUAUCGGAACUAUUUUUAAGUUGUCAAGAGUAACUCAUAUUCAGACGGGUAUUUACCGUGGAGUAAAAACAUGAAAGGCUUGUCCUCAUUUCCUCCUAAUCAAUGUCUUUGGGUGCUCUGGAGCUUUGUUAGAUUUACUGAUUGAGCUGUCAAAAAAGCCCGACUGAGGUAGCUGUUACAGUCUGUUUAUCCGCCUAUAUCCCUUUGAUUUAUUCACCGAUGGGUCCAUCAUACUGCUCUUAAUCCUGGAGAAAAGGGGUCAUUAUUUGCAAGAAUUUGAAGCUAAAUUCUUGUGAGAACAGUGUGAGAAUAUCUUGUUAAGUUAUUGUUUUACAACCAUGAUCUAUAGCAGGUACAGGAUGCUGUACAACAAGCAGCAGUUAAAGGGGGUUAUUAUGUAGCCAUGUUAAAAAACUUGAUUCUGAUUGGUUAUAAAAAACAUUUCAAGGUCUGCUCGUUCUCAGUAGCAGAUUAUUAUCCAAAAACAGACUUACCUCAAAUCACAUACUCUGGAGGACUAACUGUGAUCAUGUCAAUCCGCAGCAAGUAGUCCAGUUAAUUUGAUGAGAGUCCAUUUACUGAAGGAGGAAAACAGAGACAAACUCAGCAGGAAAAAACCAAGAGAGGUUAUUAGGAAAUCGCAGGUAAUGGCAGAGGAUUCUACAAAACUGGAGAUGGCAUAUGAAGUGGACAAUAAAUAGAACAUGGUGUGAGGUGUGGAGCUGCUAAAAGACCGAUAAAUGAAAAUGAAAAUGUCACAGAGCAUUGCUCCAUUUUUGAUUUGUAAGAGAGCUACCAUUGUAAAACCUGGGCUUUAAACUUAAGGCCUGUUUCCACAAGUAGCAUUCAAGUCUCCAGUCAGUUUCACUUCUCUAUCGCCUAAACUAAGACGGGUGAUUUUCCUAAUAUCAACUUUCAGCAACAAUAGUGGAGGUCUGUAGGACGGAGGACCUAACCACAUUCAUUUUUCAUUCACUUUCUGGGUGUAAAGCUGCUGCUGCGCUACAAUUUCUAUCAAGUAUAUCUGUGUUAUUAAAUUUUCAUUGAACAAAAGCAUCAAGAGGAUUUUGACCUUGUUUAAUAAAGGUUUAUUGAUGAUAAAAAAAAAAAAAAAACAUUUAAUUUGAUUUGAUAACCACAACUAAAGGAGAUGGAAAUAAGAUGUGCUCUGUUGUGGACUCUGCCCUCACAAAAAAUGCGGUUAGUGGAAACAGGCCCUUAGCAUGUCCAAUCGUUCACAUGUUAACUUGGAACAAGACUGCAGCUCCACUGUUGUUUCUUUUCUUAUUUUAUUUUUCCCUCUUUUUCGCUCUAACUCUCAUGUCAUGUUCACACACUGACAUUUACACACACACACACACACACACACAUGUUAUCAAAGAGUGUACCCCCAGAUGGAUGGGAGUGUUGUAUACGACUGUCGUCCCCUGCCACCGGCAUUGUCAGACAUCACUUAUCAGGCCGGCCCCUGAUGGAAGAGAAAGAGAGGAACACAAUUUCACCUUAUCUCACCUCUUUGGACUCCCCCUCUCUUUUCUUCUCGGCUUUUCUAUCACCUGUGUUUUUUCACCCUAGACCACGGACCUGUCCCCCCCUCUGUUGCUAUCUCUCUGUUUCACACCUUCGUUUAUUUUUGGCAGCUUUUCUCCCUGCUGUCAUUUCUCUUGUAGAUACCAGUGCCUCUUUCUAAAACCCCUCCUUCUGAACCUUUCCUCUCUGCGCUUAUGUACCUACUGAGAUUCUGCUCUUAUGAUAAAGCUCUCCUUUUACAGUAGGUUAGAUUACAGCAGUUUCAGACUACCGUACUUGGGGCUGCUUUCACCCAUAAGGUCUUGGUCUGUUUCCUUCCCUGCUCCCUCAGUCCGAGUUAUCAUCGUUAUGCGCGUCCUAACGAGGCCUCAGCCACUAAUGAACAGUUACAACCGGUCAUCAGGCUCAAACCGGAGCGAGAAAAGGAGGAAUGGGGAGAUGUGAUGAAAUGAAGGAGUGAAGGUUGCUCUGACCUUCCCUCUGGAGACAUUUGAUGGACAGAGAAUCUGUCAACGAUUAAAAAAACAGUUGUGUAGCAGUGAGAAGCGAGGGACCGAGGGAGGACAGGGUGGAAAGAAAAGCAAUCACCUCUCUAAGGGAUUGACGGGGUAUCAAGCAAGUCAAGAUUCUCGUAUAAUUAGAUCGACUAAGCCAUAAGUAAAUGUGUCUCCAUUUUCCCCUCGCUGGCAGAGACCUCAGUGAUUCCUCUCAAGGCCAAAUAUCCCUGAGUCCAUCAUUCGUCAUUCUUGGGCCAGGCUUACAUUCGCCUCCCGCUGCUUUUAUCUGAAGACUGUUUUCGUAUUUUAGAUGCCACGAACUUGACUACAGUUGGGGAAAAAAAGAAAACAACAGUGGAAGAAAUGUGUGUUAUUUUGGUAACAAAGUAUCACAGAUAUGUCAGAACAAAGAGCACUGAAGUACAUCAGCUUGUUAUAAUUAGCUGCUUUUCUAAGUGUGUCAGCUAAAGUUCAGGAAAAGUCUGCUUCAAGAAACAAAACUGAAUUGCUAAUAACCCAAACAACCCAGUAUACUUUUCAGGUGUCAGAUUUAACAUGCUUUUUUUUUUGUAACAUGGACUGCUACUUGGAAAUCUAGGACCCUGCCUUCUUCACACAUCAUUUUAGAUUUAUCACUUAAUCCAUUUGUGUUUGUAAAAAUGCAAGAAAAACAGAAGUAGAGCCUGGUUUAUACAGGAUUUUAGUGACCCAUAAACAGAAUACAGUAACUGAAAGGGGGAGGAUCAUACAUUUUUUCAGACUCUAUAUUUCCUUUCUUACAAAAGAGGAUUAGGACCACAGAAUUUUGUGAAUUAAAUCGAAAUUCAGAGAUUAAAGUCGAAAUUAUGAAAUUAAAGUCGACACAAAUAAAGACGAAAUUAUGUGAAUAAAGUCGUAAAAUUGAGAUUAAUGAUAAUAAAUCAUCAGCAUUGUCGCUUGUCACUCGACAACACGUCCUCUGUAGAAUUGGAUUCAGUAAUUAGGAAAUCCUUGCUCUUUAGCACACAAACACAGUCUGGUCAUAAGUAUUUGGACUCUGAAAACACUGUGCCAAAGAUUAUGAUGCAGAUGCAGGGUUAUUGAUGGUUACACGUGCGUGCUAUACAGCGAGGCUAUAGUGUUUUGCAAGAUGCAAUAAGACAAUUGAUCAAUUUGAUUGAUAGCCUUACGACUGUAUUCAUGACAUUUCAUCUUUAUUGACGUCAACUUUAAUCUUGAAAUUCUGAUUUAUUCACAAAAUUUUGUCUUUAUUCAUGUCGACUUUAUUCUCGAAAUUUAGACUUUAAUCUCGUCCCUGUAUUUUUUUUUCUCUUCAUGUGGCCCUUGUCCUCUUCCGUAGAUUCAUCUUUAGUAGCUUUACAGGAUUUUCAGAUAAAAAAAAGACUUAAAUUUCUCACAGUGGUGUAUUAAAAUGUCAUUAUUUCAGCCUCCGUGUGAAACGCUUUUGCACAUCAAUGACGUUCUGGCAUUUUCGUUUAAGUUUUGAGCAGUUUGCAUCUAUUUUUUAAUAUUAAGACAAAAUACGUUUACUUGAGAUUUAAAACUUUGCAUACAUGUAGUAUGGACGCGGAACGUUGUAACUUUGCAGUUUUUGUUGUAAAUGUGGAAAAGCAUGAUAUCCACCCUUGAAGUUUUUUUCAAUGUAGACAUGAAGCUUGAUGAAAUUUUAGGCGUUCUUGUGCACUUAAGAUAUAAAUAUAUAUGUACAUACACAUCUUUAUAAACAAUUUGACUCUGCAGGGAAAUAAAAUUUCUUAAAUCCUCUAAAUAUCUGUGUCCAAAAAUAAAUGUGUUUACAAGCUCAAAUGUCAAAGUUAUACGGUUUGCAGUUGAGCUGUAGGGUAGACUGUGUUUAUCCAGCAAGAACAAAAUAGCUCUUUAGAUAUCGGCCUGUUUGUUUAAGAAGAACUUAAACAGCAAAACAGGAACUGCACAUAUAAAGAGUUUUAUUAGCAAUCAUUUGUGAGCUCAAAAUGUCUCCAUUUACAUAUGCACUGAAGGUCUUUCAUUUCUUUCCCUGAAACCAUCUGUCAAAACACUGGUUCGAGCUUUUACUUUGACACUUUCACAUUCAGGCUGCAGCGGUUAAAGGAGAUGAAGGCAGGCUUUUAAAGCAGACCAGCUGUAUAAGUGACAGAUUUUCUGAGUGGAGUGGACGCUGCACAGUUCACCUUUUCACUGCUGUGUCACAGUUUUACAGCAUGGCUGACUUUGAGGAGCGUUUACACUGGAUUUUUUAUGCCGCUGGGUCUGAGUGUUAGUGUUAGUGUUAGUACAGGACAGGCCUGCAGCAGAGAUUUGACACGUGUCUGGUGCUUUUGCAGAAGAAGAUGUUCUGCUCUUUGCUGUUUAUUUCCUCUCACAUUAUACUUUUGUCUAUUAAUAUCUAACUGUUUUGAUCACUGUGUCAGUCUUUGUAGGAACUGAGGCAUAAGCUGACUCCUUUGUUUUCUCUUUUUGUUGUUCUUUUAGUGUUUCAGCAUCGCCUUACAGCAAACUUUGAAGACAUUUUUUCCUUCUUUUGUGCAACAAUAUACAUAACAAAGAAGACCAUCCUCUUUGAUAUUACUCCUGCUCUCUGUUGGCUAACAGGCCACUUGCACCCCUCGGCUUCUACUUUCAUUUUUGCAGCCAAGCCUCCUUUAAAAUUGGUCCGGAGACAGAAAUAACACGUUUUGAUGACUGCUGGAUGUCUUUGUAAAUGAGACAGCGUAGCAGGCCACAGCGUCUGGGCUCAAGCAGCGUUUGCAGUUCAGAUUUUACUCAACACUUUCCUUCUAACAUGCUGUUUCAGAAGUGAGCACCCUGUGGUGCUGCUGCCUCUAAAAAUACCUACAAAUGCUCAUAAGAUGCAGAACAGCGCCUUAAAGCACACUUACCUUGUUUCAAAAUCCAUUCUUCCAUCUAUUGUCAUUGUUUCCCCGUCUUUUCUUACUCCAAAUACUUAAAAAAGCAUAAUUCAACAUGCACACUUUCUUUUCCUGUAAUCAAAAUGCAUCCAGAGGAGUUUAUGCUCCAUACGAUCCUCGACAGUCUGCUUUCAUCCACAGCCAUUCACUCCCACAUGAGACAAAGCCAAGAACUUUGAAAAAGUUGAGCUCAGAAACGGCCGUGGCCUGGUUUCUGUGCUCUUGUUGUCAGGCUCGGGGUAUAAACACAGGCUGGUGAAAUAUUUAUCGGUCUCUGGGAGGCAGUUGUUUCCCCAGUGUUGCUCAUUAAGCUGGGGUUAAUUGUCUCUCUGGCUGGCGAAGGAGGGCCUCUGUGUGAAGAAUCACACCGAGAUGAAAUGUGGCAGAGUUGAGAUGGAAAAUCAGUAAUGGAGGGCGAGGGAAUUGGUGAUUGUGUACAUGUCUUAAAUACACACACCUAGACACACUCACUCUGAAUUUUCCAAUCUUCUUUUGUGUCUUUUCUCCUGGAUUAACAGACUGCAAUAAACUUUCUGUCCUUUUCUGCCUCUUUUUAUCUUGUUCUGUCUCUGGAGCUGGUUUUACUAAUGCCCUCUAACUUCACAGUCUCCAAAACUCGAUCUAUUUAAAGGAAUAUUACGAAUAAAUACACUCUUACUUAAUACACCCACAUUUCAUUUACAUCUAAAGUGAAUGAUUUAACAAUGUUUGCUUUCUUUUGGAAAUUUCCUGAAAAAACCCCCACAAAAUUAUACUAUUAAUUCAUAUAUUAGUCAAACCUUUGUGCAGGUAACGAGAAGCCCCUCUGACUGACACAGACGGUGCCUAAACGGCUUCAAACUUUACAUUUAAGACCCCCGUCUGUUAUUUUUUUCAUCUCUCAAAGUUCCCAAAGUCAGUAAGAGACAAGAAGUCUUGCUUUUGUCUCUUCUGUUGCUCCCGCCCCUGAUGUAGAAGGGCCGAGUCUCAAGUCCCCGAGUGUUAAAGUGUGAGUCAAGUCUGAGUCCCUGAUUUUUGGUUAUGUAGAUAACAUAUUUUUAUGAAUCAACAUUAGAUUCUGGCUGAUCCUGUUAGCACAUCUGUUGAUUUAAAGCUCCUAUAAGGAACUUUCUGGUUGAGUUGGGCCACAGCUCUCCUCAGGCGAUGCACUCAUUGAUUCUGCUGCUCGCGGCUCACCACAGGGAUCAAAUAACCUCAAACGGAGCUCAACUAUCAAUCAGAAUUUUUAUGAACCAAACAUCCAAACAUAUCUGAGCAGGGGUCAAGCUGAGCCAGAGGCCUGCCUUACUCUUAGCUUGUAGCAUGCGAACAGCGAUAGUUUCAACUGUCCAAGAGUGCUAACCUUUUUGUUUGUUUGUUUUGCGUUUCUGUUUUUUAUGCCUUUAUUCUGAAAGGAUGGGGAAGUGGAUGGAGCAGAACAUAUACCAGUGCUCGCUCAACAUUACAUAAAUUACUAGGGCUUCGUCAUGGAUAGAAAAACAUAAAAUAGUCACAAUAACAAAGUCCAAGCCCUCCUCUUUUUUUUGGCUGAAUACAUUUAGUGUGCAGGUUUGAAUUCAAGUCCAAGUCAAGUCUUAAAAAUCUGGCCCUGAAGAUCUCCCUCUGAUGUUUCUUUCUCUACAAUAGUACCUUCAUCUCUCUCAAAGGUUUUCUUUAUAGAUCUGUGUAUCCUUUUCUCUCAGUGCUAUAACAACCUCUUUAAUUCAAACCUGUUAUACCUCUGUGUGUACCCUCUUCUCCUUGCUCCCUAAUAAAUUCUCAUUUCUGAUUUCUUUCUUGCUUUAUUUCCCUCUUUCGGUCCCUCGGUUUGUAGGAAAAAGAAAACAGGUGAGAGAAACUCGGAAAAGACAGGAAAAAAGGGAAGAAAAGGAAGGCAGAGUGUGAGGGAGAGAUGUGUCGAGGAUUUUCUGAGCAUCAAUAUUUCAGCGGCUGGAACCUUGGAUAAAUAAUUCAGCCUUGGUGUCACGCUGUUUCCCCCCCUCUGUGAGACUCUUGGCCUGGUCACACACAUACACAAAUCCCACACUUUUCCCUCAGAUUUGGUCUUACAAAGUCAUGUGUAUCUGCUCCACCUGCUGUCUCCUUCACCUUGAUCCUCUCCCCCUCUGUUGUGUGCUGCAUUUUUAUAUAUAUCAAGUAUUUUAUGCACAUAAACAGCUUCUAUUCCCUUUGGGCUUUGCUUUAGAUCUAUUAAUGUAAGAAGAAGAUGAAUUACUUCCCCUGCACAAUUUCUCAAAGACAUACGGUAACGCUUGAAGCAUCAUUACAGUCCUAACAAGAACACACACUGACAGGUAUUCCUGCUAUAGAAAGGCUGCUGCCUCUCCCUCUGUUAGCCUGAUUAAGCAGACCUAUUUAGCCUCAGGAGAGCUAACGGUGAGUUUCUACUGCAGCAGAUUUGAUGUUCAUCUUCUCUUGGCUAGAAUGAGUCAGAGUUACUUUCAGUCUCAUCACACCCUGAAGUGCUGCUGACUGGCAUGUAAGAGAGCAUGACACUGAUAUGAGGCUUAUCAGAGUGUGCAGGAUGGUGUGGCCGUAAAGAUAAGGGUCCAGUGACCCCUUUUGUUUUCUGGCAUCACGGCUCCGCCAAAGCAGAUGGACAUUCCCGCUCUCUUUCCCCUGACUGAGUCAAAGCUCUUUUCUCCAAAUAAAUACCUUUGUGCUUUCAAAGCUGGUUGGAUGUAUUUGCUCUUCACAAACACAUGAAUGUGCAGUGAUGUGUGUGAAUGUGCUAAAACGAACAGACAGUAGCUGCGUUUACACGGGCACGAAUAACGGGAAAAAAGGCCAAUCUCAGUAAAAUGCAUCAUGAAAACAUUUUGAUCUGAAGAUUCUGAUCCAAUCAGCUCAAUCGGAAAGAAAUUGUAUUGCGAUUGAAAGGGGUGGUUUGUGCCGAUCGUUUGUCCGAAAUGCGUCCAUGUAAAUACUUAUUCCGAUCGUGACUCUCUUACCUGACUCGAUCUUCACUCUUUAGCCUUUAGCUUAUUUAUUGAGGCCAGUACAGAAGGUUUCAUUAUUAACACCCUGACAUAAAACACAACCAUAAGUACUGUGUCUGCUGCUCUACUAACAUAACAAGGUGUACUUACAGUGUAAUGAUGUCACAUCUGUACGUACAGUGCAACCUUUGACAGAACAGUUAAAAUAAGUGAGCAAAGGUGCCAUCUAGUCACAACAUUUAACAGGAGGGAACAUCCUGAACAGGACAGAGUGAGCCACUACCGUGUUUGUUGGUUUGUUGACAGCACAGGCGUAAAUGCAACUCUUCUUCUGCGGUUGUUUUAGCGAAAUCAGACAACUCUGCGCGUGUCCAAAUGCUUCUAAUCUGAAUAAAGCUUGGUGCAUGUAUACGCACGUCAUGAUCGGCUUAUUUGAUUUUGCACCCAUAUAAACAGUGGAUUCAGAUUAUCCGAUCCCUCAAUUUUUUAUCGGAUCAAGAAAUUUUGCACAUGUAAACAUGGCUACUGAUAUUUUGGUGAAUGGUGAACUGAGCGACUCAUUUUGCAACUCAUGAACAAUAACAGGAGCGUAGCUAAAGUCAGGGUAGUCUAAAUUCUGGAAUGAUGCAAUAGGUUUGAGAGAUGUCAAGUGUGUGACGGCAGUCAAAGUCACAUUUACAACACCUGACAGCUCCAAAUUUAAAAACAUGAACCAUGUGAACUAGUUCAAUUUAAUCUGUGUGAACGAGACUUUGAGCACACUUUCAGUGUGACCUUGUAAAGUCGUGUGUGUGUAUACUCACUGGCAACUUUAUAAAGUACACUGGUACAACCGCUCAUUAACACAAACAUCUAAUUAGUGAAUCACUCGGGAGCAUGUUGGCAAGUAGACAAGGUCAAGGAGAUGAGGUGAAGUUCUAACUGAGCACCAUAACAGAGAGGGAAGGUGAUGGUAAUUGGUGCCGGACAGUCUUAUCGGAGUCUUUCAGACGCUGUUAAUCUGCUGGGAUUUGAAUUUUACGUACAGCCAUCCCUCGACCAAGCUUUGCAGGAGAGAAUCUCCGAACCCAAAAUGUGUUCAACCUUGAAGCAGAUGGGCUACAGCCUCUGAGACCCUGCUGGGCGCCACUUCUGUCAGCUAAAAAACAGGAAACGAGGGCUACAAGUUGCUCGGACUCAACAAAAUUGUACAAAAGAAAUUGGAAAGAAGUCUCCUUGUCUCAUGAGUCUUAAUUUCUGCAGCAUCAUUCAGAUGGUUAGAUCAGAAUUUGGCGUUAACAACUUGAAAUCAUGAAUCCAUCCUGCCUGGUAUUAGUGAAUCAGGCUGUUAUAAUGGUGAGGGUGAUUUUUUCUUUUCAUACUUUCAGCUUCUUAGUACCACUCAGACAUCACUGAAGCAACAAAACUUACCUGUUAUGUUGUUGAUCAUGUUGUUGAUCUACCUACCCCUUUAUAUAAACAGUAUACCCAUCUCCUGCACCAUGCCACAAAAUUAAACCAUCUCAAACGGGUUUCUUAAUCAACAAAAACAAACAUUAUUUACACCCAAGAGCAAGUUAAGCAGAGUGAGGUCAGAGAGAGCGGUGACCUUUAUGCAGCCUUGUCACAUGACAUGAAAACAUGCCAGUUUCUUCUAAUUUUGUGCGUUCUGUUUUCUUAUUCCUCUGCAAAGCUAAAGGUCACUGGAUGCCUUUAGACCACAUAGAUUUUUUUUUUUUUUCUCACAUACAGUCUGAGUUUGAAAUUUGACAACAGUACUUUUAAUCCUGCAUUCUUGUUGGCCUUGAACUUCACAGAACUGAUCAAAAACCUCACAUUUAUGAAGCUGCCUUAUUGUCUAUGUGUUUACAGCCCUGUGUUAUGUGAUCUUUCUUUUUAGCAUCAGGCUUCGUGUCGCUAUUUUAGUCAUUUCUAUCUCUUUAAUCUUUAUGCCUGCUGGCUUUGUGUGUACUUUGAGAUCUCUUGUUGAUCGUUCCUUUGUGUGUUCUUUAAAAAAAAUCUUAUUUACAUUAUUUUUUUAAUCAUAUCUUUAAUGCAUUUAGGUCUUAUUGUGCCUUAAAUUACAUUAUUGGAGUUUUCUUUUGUUCCUUGCUUAAGAUUUUCUUUUCUGCACAUCACACAAUGAAAGAAAACUUUUAUAAUCAGAGAAAAACAAACAUUUUUUUAUAUAAAGCUUAAACAAUCAUGCCUCUGAAAGCCAAAAGCAAUCAUUCUGCAUUAUUCCUUCAUCCUGGUUCGAAUUAAAUAUAGAGAACGCAUAAUGAUAGAGACACACUCCAGAUAUAAAAUGCAAAUUAUCGCCUUCACCCUUAUAUCAAAGUAUGUUUUUAUCAUGCCUUUGCGUGUGUCCCUCUGUGUCUCAUAUCUUCCUUGCAUUAGUAUUCCCAAAACAUGGAGCUGCGUGUUGUCAUAACAUUCCCAGCCACUUCUGAGUAAAAAACCGAGACAGUCACACAUAUACACGCGGUAAACACACCCGGGGGUAUUGUCCUCCUAACAACUAGAGCCCAGAAACACACACACACACACACACACACACACAUACACCCUGUAUCAUUAUUAAACGUCUUAUCGCAUCACUAGCUUACUCAUAAAUCAGCGCUUCCUCAGUGGUGGUGUUGAUAUCAGCACAUCUGCUCUUGGGAUAUAUGCUGUUACACACACACACACAUACACACACACAAAUGCAUAUAAAAACACACAAGAGACCAAACCGUCAUUGGAGGGGUCUUAUCUCAGCUGCUGUUGUGAUAAAUAUGUUUGGGUGUUUUCAGCAUCUUUGUAUCUGAAUUUCUUUGCUGCUUCUUCUGUUCCUCUUUUAUCUCUUUCUGCUCCCCUGUGCACACCUUUGUCAUCGCCUUUUCUUUACCUUGUGUUUAUCUUGAAUCAAAGAGAUCUCACUUCACUUUAUAAAGAGGUAUAAAAAUGCACGCCAUGUCGUCUAGUCCCAUCCUUGCACUGUGGUAAAAUAUUCAGCAUAGUGAUUUUUCUCACUUUUCCCCGCCUUUCAUAGUCAAUCCACUCUCUCUGAAGCUAACAUCAUUUUUUACACGUUCAAUCCACACGUCUCCCUCCGCCAACUGUCUUUUAAACAUUUAUCCUGCAACUGCUCUCCUCUCCACGCAGCUCUAAUCCUUUUUUUAUAACCAGUCGGAGUUUCGAACGUGUUUACCCCCUCUUCUGCUCGGUUUCGUCACGGAGUUUCAUCACACGUCUGUUGCCGGCGUUUGUCAUGGGAUUCGGUUUUGUUGUUCUUCGACUCUUACUUGUUCUCUCUCUUCGCCUCAGUCUGUCUGUUCGGCUGUUUAUUUCUGCCUUAAUAUGCGAGUGUGUGUGUGUGUUUAUGUGUACAGGCAGCUCAGUGUUAUUUCUUUGUUGGAGCUGUCAGUGUUUUGGCGGCCUGCAGCCAUCUUCUCUUUUUAUUCAGAUGCAAUUACUCGUAAACCAACUGUCUCCUUCCCUCCCCGGAUAUCUGCAGCCUGUGUCCUCGAUCUACCUCCAUCUCUCUGUCAAUCUUACCUUUAUCUUGUCCAUCUUUCUCUAUCUAACUACAGUGCCUUCAAAACAGUAUUUGAGGAAAUAUGUUUUUUUAAAUAGCGCUGUUUAUUCUUGUUUCAAGCCCUUACUUUAGAUGAAACCUUCUACGAAAGUUAUUUUAGCACUUGCCUUGUCCUUGCUUAUAUUCGGAUAUAUUAUAAUAAGCAUAGAUGUAGCCAAUUGUUUCCGCCUCCAAUUUUGCUUUUUUUCCGACUUGGUAACUGGAACACUGGUAACUCGGGUGUGACGUCAUUCCCAGCUUGGACAUCUGACUUCCAAGUUAACUCAAACGCAGCAUCAGUGUCUAAGCUGUAGAGCAGCUCCUGACAGGCUAAAGCCACUGCUCUGGUUAAUGGUUACUGACUUAAUUUAAGACGACAGCAUCUCAUGGUGCAGCACAGUUUGACAGUAUUUUGAUCUAAAAAUUGGAGAUGGAGUUCCCUGUCUGCAAUAUGAGGUUAAAGCAGCAUGUGCCACUCGACUUGAGUAUUAUAUAACCAGCACAGGAGCGUGGCUGUUAGCCUGCAGAGGAGACUGAGGGCUGGUGGUGCUAACUCUGCUAACCGUAGACCCGGUACACACCAAAGAUUUGGAAAGGCUCAGAAAUUAGGGAUGAACCGAUCCGCUUUUUUCACCUCCGAUACCGAUAUAGAUGUAGGUACAUAUACAUUUAGUAUCGGCUGAUACCGAUCCAAUUCCGAUAGAGAAAAGCGGUGCUGAAUUACCAUUCGUUGUAAACUGAAGUUUUAGCACUGCCCUCGGAACGUUUACUGUGCAGGUAUUGCAAGUGGCCGUCUUGCUUGUAGGCUGAAGUAGUGUGAUAAAAUUCAAGAUAGCAGACCUCUUUGCUCGCUCCUUUUUGAAAACAAUGUGGGCAUCCGCUCAGCGCGUUUACUUGUGGAUGCCACUCACAGCGCAUAGCAUAGAGUUAGACUGAUUGAUCGGCCCUUAUGCAUCGGGCCCGUUGUCACGAUACCAGAUCUAGAAUUUUCUUCAGUAUCUGGACCGAUACCGAUUGCAGAUAUGAGAUUGGUGCAUGCCUAACAGAGAUCCUCCACAUGACAGAUUAAACAGUUUUGUUUCUACAGUGUGUGGUUUGCCACAGUGCGGCGGACAAAGCAAAGGGGAACAUUGAUAUUUUACAACCUAGGCCCUGUACCCCUAUGGUUUUGUGUGAGCUUCAAUGAUGAGGAGAACCAUUUAUGUCCACUACAUUACAAGUGCGUUAUUUACCACACACACACCAGGCUAUAAGGUGCUGAUCUUUGAGAUGAACUACUUCCAUAUUCAACCCAUUCUUUACAGUGUUUCUUUAUGUUAAGCUGCUACAGACAUAUUUAGGGUGUAUGUCAGCUUCCUGAGUCAAAAUGCAAGAUGCUGAAACCGUUACCACGAGCAUAAAUAAUUAUCAGUGCAUGUGCGGCUGCUUUUCUGUUAUUUGUUUAUCAAAGCCAUCAUACAGUCCAGUCGUACACAGAGGGAUCCUCUCAAAUAAAAGGCAGAACACAGAUUAAUCAUGUUUUCCCCAGCUGGGAUUCAGUCUUUAUGUUUAUAUUUAUGAACAUGAAAUUAAUUAGUCAGACUAAACGCCGGGUUCGUUCUCAGGUCAUAUGUGGCCUUGAGGGCUGCUGUUUAUAGCACAGCAUAGCUGACAUUCAAGUAAACACCAUGGCAACAUAAAAAGAUAAGCAGUGGGUUUAUCAGCACAGACAUAAUGUUAAGCAAUCUUUACAUACAUUAACUUUGAUUUACUGCUGUCCUCUUCUGUUUUAUAAUAAGCAUUUUAAUUGGCACACUGUAUGAUAUGUCUCCUUGUCUGACACUCAGGCACCUGCGAGAGAAGGACACAUGUAUGAAGAGGGAAAACAUGGAUUUACUUUACUUCUCAAAAAACCUGAAGUUGGAGGACAUCAGAUUUUUAGUGUUAUAAAGUCAUUUACAGAUUUUUAGUGUUUUAAUGUCAUGUCUGGCAUGCGCAAAGAUGUCGAGAACAAUAACUUAAAACGGGACCUGAAUGCAGACCGGUGUACACAAUUGACGAGUCAACAAAAGAGCACAGAGCAUCUAUCUACAAGGAGAAAAGUGUACAUUAUGUGCUUAUGUGGUAUUCUCUGGUAAAAGGUUAAGUGCUCAGAGAGGAAAACAGGGAAGACUUUGUCAGCGAUGUUAAAAACAGGACAGGGAGGGCAGGGCCAGGAUGGGAUGGUAUUUUUUUUUUUUUCAGCUACUUUUAUAGGCAAACAUUCCCUGAGGACCUGUACAGCUCGCAUUAUCUUCUUUUAUCUCGAACCUCCAUCAGGAUAAGACUCGACCUGUUCUUUCUUCGUUUUCUCGUGAAGAUAGUUUUGUCUUGUUUGGCAGAUGUUUCAUCUACCUGUAGUUUCAGGUUUGAUUUUCCAGGCAGUUUCCUAAGAAAGGAGUAACCAAAACUUAAUGAGAGGAAAGUGAAGAAACAAGCGAGCAGAGGCUGUUUGAAGUUUUCAGCUGGGUAUGAAACAAAAUGGGUAUGCCUUUUUAAAACCUGCAAAAACAUGCAGUACCAUUAGCAAGAUGACUGACUAUGUCUGUACCCUCACUUUAAAUGCUUUUAAUGUGACUGUUCUUUAACAGCACCGCUGACAAACCAGUUUAGAUGUCAACUGAUAUCCUGUAUAUUCACCGUCUGAAUGGAUGUCCCAGUUUUAAAGGGAUGUUGCACAGAGUACGAUAUCAGAGAGCCAUCUUGUCAGCACUCUUUUGAAGCAACAGGAGCAGAAUAUAUUCUUGUUAUGUAACAAAUGCUUGAAAAUAGUAUUUUGUUUUAGGUCCAAUUCAUAAUUUUUGCCAUUGAAUAUUUCUGUUGACAUCUCUCUCUCUUUAAACUAAGAUCUCAGCGUUAAAGUAAAAUCCAGUGUCUAAUAGGCAUUCUCGCCUGCGUGUGAAUGUGUUCAAUCAUGGUUGCUGUGGAGGACGUCCAAUCAGCAGGAAAUUAUCCAAACCCCCUGCGGCAACAGAAAUAUACUGGGCUAAUAUUCUGCACACAUGCAUGCACACAUAUACACACACAUGCACGGUGUAUUUAUGGCAUGGUCACAUGACAAAAAUGGGAAACAUGAGGAAAAUCUGCUGCAUAGUAAUCAGGGAUAUGCAAAUGCCGGUUGCUGUUGAACGGUUUACAUGAUCGAUGGUCUAUUUAUGUGUGUGUUUGCGUUGGGAUUGUUCUGUAAGCUAGACAUCUGUUGCCUCCCUGGUUUGCCUGUCUGUCAAGGGACUGAGGAGUUGGCCCGCUUCUUUCAGCACACACACACACACUUCGAGCCCCAUUAAAGCCUUGCAGCAAAGACACACCACGCCAAUAAAGCUCAACCAAAUAAUUUAAGUUAUGCUUUCCUGUCUUCAGAUUUUGAUGGUUAAUUAUCAAAGAUACACACUCAUGUCAGCCUGCUAAUGAUUGACUUGAUGUUCCUUUGAUGAUUCAUCCUACAGUGAUGGAUUUUGAAUGGAAAAUGUCAACUUUAAACCGAGAUUAAACGGAAUCACUCAGGAAAGCUGGUGGGGGGCUUUACAUGUGUGUCUGUUUCUGUGCGAUUGAGUACGCCCAAGGGUUUGUGUGUGUGUGUUUGCAUAUGAGCUUGCGUGGUAAUAUUCCCCAUAAAUUCUAUCAGCUUGUUUGGCAGCAGAUAUAAAGCUCUCAGUCAUUCUGCCUCCUCCCUUUACUCUCAAGCUAGGCUUCAAAUAAAACUCGAAAACAUGAGUUACACAAUUAUGUAUCCAAAAAUUAAAUCAAGUUUGAAGCAAGCCACAUUUGAGGUGGAAGGAAAUCAAGGAAUGAGUAAUAUUCAAUAAAGAAAAAAUUGAUUUAAUUCUGAAAAAAUGGAGCAAAAAUGCCCAAAACAUGACUUAAAGCUCCAGUAAAGAACUUUCUGCUUGCAUUGAUUUUGGUCCCCCCUCUUUAACAGUGAAAUUUAUGGUACACAAACAAAGGCUGUCUUCAAUGCAUCGACCCUCUCACAACACAAAAAAUCAAAAACUCCUCAUAGUAGCUUUAAUGUGCUUAAAGUUAUAGUCAGUAAUAGCUAAGCCUAUCUUAACUUAAUCUAGUGUCAUUGGAAAUGGAAAUUAUAUAACAGCGUUCCUUGCUCUGAGUAAAGACAAUAAUUCCAACUACCACGUUGACAGGUGAAUACUCAAAGAACUGCAGUUCCUCAACCGUCCACUAGAGGAACCCUCCAUCAGCAGAGUUAAUCAUGCUUGCAGCUUAGUGAGGUUUUGCCCUCUUGCUUACCUUUUAGAGUAUGUAAAACUCAGAGGUGGAGCAUUUUAAAGCUGUUUGCCAGGUGGCUAAAAGUUCACUUCACAUCUUUACUGGUUUCUAAAUUAGCCUGUAGUUAGCUUGACGUAACAUUUCCGAUAUGGCGACCACCAGCACUGGACUUUAAAUGUUGAUGUCACUGACACUUUUUCCUUGUUACACAUUAUGUUUGAUAUUUUUUGUCACUGAUAUUUUCAGGCCAAGAGACAGCCUCAUACCCCAGUAAAAAUAAAAUCAUGUUUUUGUUUCAAUUUUUUCUUAAUAUUUAUUCUAUCAAUUUUCUAGCUCUGGAAUCUUUUUCUACAGAGUCUAAAUAAAUUACAACAUUGUUGUUUGUUAAAAGUCUGAAGAAUCAGUCUGUUUUUCUGUCUCUGUUUGCUGUCUAGUGGUGGGAUGUGGAGAAAGGUGAAGCCCUGCAGACCUUCUAUCCAACGGGAACUGCCCUGAAGAGAAUCCACGUUUCACCUGACUUCUCCACCUUCGUCACCAUCGACAACAUCGGCAUUCUCUACAUCCUGAAGAGGGUAGACUGCUCCAGAGUCCAAUAAGGAGGGAUGACAAAAUCAAACAUGAGGGUUAACCUCUGUAUGUUGGACUCUUGCAGAAGUUUUGACUAAAAGCUAUAGAAUCCCAUCAUCACAUACUUCUCAACAGUCUCACAAGAGCCUUUACUUCUGCUCUGGUCGGGUUGCCUUUAACAGUUUGCACCAGCUUUAAAUAAAAAAAAAAAUCAUUCAAUCAUUCUGUAGAGUAGAUUCAAAUACAUGAUUUUUCUAAGUAAAAACAGGGCAGAACCUCUUGUGAGGGAGAAAACAGCAAAAAAGGUACAUCAUAAAGCCAUAUAUUUACUUGAUAAAACUCCAGGUCUACUGAAGCACAUCUUUGAAUCAUUUAAACCUGUGGAGGCUCAAAUCAACAGGUUUGUGAGAAUGAAAUCUGUGCCACUUAAAAUGUGAAUAACUACUUUUACUCGAUAUUGCAAUAGGGCCGAGUAUAAAUGCAUGUGAUCUGAGAGUUUACUCUCCAUUGUUUGUGAUGGAUUUAAACUAUUAACAGCAUCUCUGCUGAUCUCUUCGAUGUCAUAAAGUGCUUUUGAUUUGUAGAUGCAGUGAUGCUCUUUGUCAUAUCUGUGUGCGGGUUAAAUCUCCUGUGUCUGCUUUUAGGCCUUUUGAUUGAAAUCCUUUGUCUGAGUUGAUACAGUACUUGUGUGCGUGCGUGCGUGCGUGCGUGUGUGUGUGUGUGUGUUUGGCACAUAAGUCUCUCAGUCCACCAGCACGGAUAGAACUUCUGCUGAACUUUGAUCAGCAUUAAGAUUUAAUGGUUGGAUUAACAUUUUAAUGUUUGAGCCUUUAAACUUUUGAAAGCUUUUGGGUCAGUUUGUACAUCUGGGCUCUUUCAACUUUUGAACGUAGUUUUUUUGUGACGUAAAAUGCAGUAUUUAAUCUUUUUAUAAUCGAAGUUUCCACCCACCGGUCUUAAAAGGUACUGGAUUUAUUUGCAGUGAAAUUUCUACAUUUUGUACGACUUCUUCUAAACCACUUUUGACACACAUUUGGACAUGCAUGUGGUCUAGCUAUUGAGCCUUUUUCUAUUCUGUGCACUUUACCGCAGGAGUUACAAUCGUUUAUGAGCUCUUCACUUUGUGCUCUUCCACGCCGGUGCUUUCAAGUCAUAAGGAAAUUCAAUCAACAGAUUGUCUCUGGUGAAGAUAUCUUUGUGUUAAAAAGUUUAAUAAGGAUGUGAUCAUACUGUGGUGUGCUGCAAUGUGAGUAUACUGUAUCAGAGAUUAAAAAAUACAAUGUAAUAACAACUGGUGUCUGUCUGGAUUUUUUUUUACCGUGAAAAUUAUGUCUGCAUGACUUUAAUUUCCCAAAAUAGAGUUUUUCUGUUUAUUGCAUUUAGAAAACAUAAUUUUUAUAAGAGGUCAAAAAAUAGACACAGGUGGAGGUGGUAGAUACAGAGUUCUUUUUGUAAAUGACAAUGAUGAUUACGAUAAUUUGAUUAUUAUGCUUGUCUUACCAAAAGUCACAGCAUAAAAUCUGUUAUAGACAAGCGCUACAAUACAGUGGUUCUCAACUGGUCUCACUCUGGGACCCUCAUUUUCCCAUGGUCCUUAAGUCGUGACCCACUUUUAUAGAAUUCAAACAGAGCAAAUUUAUUUAAAAAUUUUAAAGCACAUGAAGGGGAAACCUUGAGGACGACAACUACUGAAGUUGCAUAUACAAGAAAUAUCAAAUAUCUAAUAAAUAUCGCAUUAAAUAAUUACCUUUUUGACCUGAUAUUCAUGACCCAUCUAGAAAUCUAAUACGGAAAUCUAGAGGCACUCUGCUUUGGCUUGCCCAAAAGUAAACUAUUGUGAUUCCAACAAAAGCUCCGUCUCAAAGGUGUAAAGGCUGAGAACAACAACUGUCCGUUUUUAGUUUAACGGCAGGCAACCCAAAUCAAGCAAAGUAACAAAAUUCCAUGAAAAACAUAUAUAGCAAAAUCAAAAUGAUUAACAAAUUCCAUUAACUUUAGGAGGACAGAAAAAGUAAAGAUAGUGAAGGGAAUUCAAAGGAUGAAAACGGCUGGGGAAAGUUAGCUAAACAGUGACCAACAGCUAGCUAAAGGUAAGAAAGCUGUUUCUCUUCCUGCUUGUUUUUGCGGUUUGCUAGUCUCUUGACUAAACACAAAACUUAGCCAAAAUGCUAACCUUGCUAGGCCAAGUAUUCCAGUUUGAGUGACUUAUUCGAAAUGAAUGUGUUAAAGAAAUAGAUUUGGAUACAGGAAGACAAAGUCACAAGGUAAAAGUUUCCCGCACAGAUUUUGGACAGGUGGUCCUUUGUGUUUUGGCACAUGGAGCUCUUUGGUGUCAGUAGGUGUUUUUUGCAAUCCCAUAUCCUCGUUCUUAAAGCUAGACUUUGCAGAAACAACUAACAUUCUGAGUGUUUUUGCUCACGUCAUAGUUUUUUUGAGCUACCCUAUUUUCAGAUUCUUGAAGCGACUCAUCUCAAGUUUGUGCACAUGGUUAAGUUUAGGCUUCUCCACAUAGCUAAAACACGACAGUCAAAAUAUCCUACUGCUGCCACUGGUGUUGACAUUUCGAUGUUCACAGAGUCUCUUACUACUGUCUUGAAAUAAAACACAACAGGUGCUGCUUUUAUCUCACACAUUUACCCGACAAACUGACAUCACACUGAUUUACACGCUGUCUGGAGGACAGUCUGGACGUUCACUGACGUAUGUUUUGAACACCUCCCUGCCUCUACAUUCAUCACCUGACUUAGAGUUCAAUUGAAGCGCUUUGUGGGGGGCUGGGAUCCAUCUCUCCUCUGA
Xyrichtys novacula (pearly razorfish) is the source of this 53600-nucleotide messenger RNA. The record is from the annotation of a GenBank genome assembly. NCBI's taxonomy places the organism in Eukaryota, Metazoa, Chordata, Actinopteri, Labriformes, Labridae.